Molecule: messenger RNA, 88623 nt
Organism: Xyrichtys novacula (pearly razorfish)
Lineage: Eukaryota; Metazoa; Chordata; Actinopteri; Labriformes; Labridae
Source: the annotation of a GenBank genome assembly
UUGGGGAAUGGGAACUGUGUAUUUUACCUUUGAAAACGGCUUUUUUUAUUCAUGAUUUAUAUGCUGAACUGCACUUUGGCGCUUCUCCAGGAAGAUAUUAAUCCAUUAACCGCUUUUCAUCUUGCUUCAAAUCUGUGCCACAGCCUAAUUUUAGCUAAUCUCAGCCAACCAGCUUCUACAUAGCUACUCAAAUCACAAUUGUCUUUUUGCCAAACCAGGCUUAUCCCAGUAAUAACUGUGCCACUUGCACUCAGUGUUUGAGUCUAUGGCUGCAGAUGGCUACCACUGCUAAGCCCAAGAUAAUGCAUGAGUGAAACAUGCAUGCAGAAAAAGAGAGCAUAGCAGGCGGCAGAUUGUAGUGAGAGGAAAUGUAGCUUUUAUAAGUCACAUGGCCUCUACUCAGCCGAGUCUUGCUUGAUGCCAGAGGCUAUGAUUUUUAGUGCAAUCCUGCUCUCAGGACAAGAUGCUGUAGUAAGACAUGCUAAUGGCUCGAACAGCUGGUAUAAGGUUAUCUGUCUAAAGGUGAAACUCUCACAAUAAACUACAUGCAGAACAUGCACAAAAUUGUGAGUAAAAAAUACGUCAAUUCUGUUUUUAAGUCAUUGUUAAAUGUAUAGAAAAGACUACCAUUAGAGGAUCCAGGUUCAUAGCUCCAGACUGGAAAAAUUUAUCACAUACCUGUAUAUAUGUAUAUAACCUAUUUUUAAAAUUCAGACCUUUUUCUGUAAGUUUUUACCAAUUUUAACAAAGUUUUUACACAAAAUCAGUGGGGCAUUAAUUUUUAGGAAUUCAUGACAAACAACACCGGAAUUAAAUUUUUUGCAUCAUGUGACCAUUUUGACCUACCAUACCUUUUGAUUUUACACCCGGAAAUCCCGUGCUCUGUUUCUCGUUUGGAUACCUGAUAUGGCAUGAUAGCGCGAAUGGACGCACAGCAAGUAAGUGAAGGGAUGAAUAUCUGUGUGAAUGUAUGUUAAAGUUUACCGAUAGAGCUCUAAGUGUGAACUCUUGGUUACUCUAUCCAACAGAGAAGGAAGAAGGAGAAGUAGCGCUGUUUAGUGGCUAAAUAGCGACGCUGGCGCGGAGGGAAAUGUUGGGCGUGUAUGUAGGUGUGUAUGUGUGUGUUUGGCUCAAUGCGGUGCCCGCAGUCAGUGAGGACGUCGCUAAAGGACGUCACACCCAUUAAAUGUUGAAAUGGUGGUAAUAUUUCUAAUGUUAAAAUAAUAGUAAUAUUUACACAUGCAUUGACCAUUUUGACCAAUUUUAUUUCAGGGGGGAUGCCAUCCCCCUUCAUCCCCGCUUAACUCGAGAACUGGUUAUUUGUAAAUAUCUUUUUUUUUUUUUUUUUUACAAAAGUCACUCUACUUUUUUUGUCUUCCAACAAACAUAUAGAUAUGUUGCUACGGUGGCCGAGAACCGUCACUGCUGCGAAUAAAAAAGAAUGCAAAAAAUUAAAAAAUAAAAAGAAGCCACAACGGAACUAGAGGAUGCUAGUGUAUUGUUAGCUUCAGUUCAGCUUCAUAUCAACUCAGGCGCAACAUGGCCUAACCACAUUGAAAAGCACACAAAGUGAAAUUAAACAAUAACCUUUCCACUUACUUCUUUGCUCAUCUUCUCGCCGUCAUCUUCUGUGCCUAGAUCGUAAAACACCGGUGCGUCAUCAUUAUUGGUCCCUGGCUGCUCACUUCCGUUGUGGCUUUUUUUUUUUAAUUUGCAUCCUUUUAUUUUGACACAAGGUAACUAUUUUUUCCAUCACCACUUUUUUGGGGGGUCAUUAACUUCCCUUGUGGCUUUUUUAUCUGCACUGUUUCUUUUUUUGUUUGCAACGGGCUUCAGUUUCUUUUUUUGCAUCGGUAACUUCCGUUGCGACUUUGUUAAAUUUCUAAUUUUGCCAUGUGAUUUAAAAUUAGAAUUUCUAAAGCUGAAAUUUUUUUGCAUCAAAAUCAGACUUUGAAUUUCAAAACUAUCUAAUUGAAAAAAAAAAUCAGUGUAAAAGAGACAGACUCAACAUUCAAGUAACCAGGGAGAAGCAAUCGAUUGGAUUCAAUCUUCCACUGGGGUCGGUGCCAUAUAACCAGUCUAGCAUUAAUUGAUUGGUUGGACGAUUCUCCCUGGUUACCCUGAUGUUUAGUCUGUCUCUUUCACACUGAAUGAUUUGACACUGAAUUUUUUUUAUGUAGAUUUUUUUUUUUACAGUUUUUUUUAAGUCAAAUUUUUACUAAACAAAUAUUUUUGAGACCUUUUUCUUUUUUUACACUAUUUUUUUAUGUUGAAUUUUUAACACAGUUUUUAAGUAAAAUUUUUACUAAAUGAAUAUUUUUGAGAGACACUUUCAUUUUAUUUCAUCAUUGUAAAAAAAAUGUGUCAGAAAUAAAAAUGCAUGCUUGAAAUUCAAUGGUUUUAAAAUUCAAAGUCUGAUUUUGAUGCAAAAAAAAAUCAGCUUUAGAAAUUCAAAUUCAAAAUCAGAUGGCACUAAUUUACUUCCAUAAAAAGCUUCCUCCUGUUGAUAAAAACCACUAAAAGGGACAUUGUACAUGCGGAGAAGACUUUUUUCCAUACUCGACUCGUGCAGCUUUUGUCCAUCUGUGAUUUUUAGCCUUCAGAGGGCUAAAGCACCAUUAAAGUGUCUGUUUGGAUAACAUUUUUCUGGAACAGUUCAGUGCCUCAAGGCCACCAUACUCGGGCAGCGGCGCUGCAGCUCGCGCAGUGGGCGUGCGCACGCCCCGGAGUGAUGCUGCGCGCCCCCGCAUGCGAGUGUGAGUGUUUGUAUGUGUUUCAUUGAACUGGUGGGAGAGAAGAGAGGACCAGUGACUGUAGCUGAGGAGGCAAGUGCAAGGAGGCUCGUCUCGGAUGAGCAGGGACUCCACGUAAACAGACCCAGUGUCGCUCCGUCGCAGGGGACUGAAGACAGGGACGAGGCUUCGUGUUUGGUACCGACGAGGGAGGAGAUAAGGUGAGCGGAAUGAUACCGAGCCUCAUUAACACGUGCGGUGUAGCUUCUCAGUUUCUCUGACAGGAGUUUGUAGAGAGGGGAGCGUUGCGUUGAGGACGCUGCAAGGUUGUCAACAAGAAAACUGUUUUCUUUACAGCUUUGUUUUUUGCGUUGAGAUGAGGGGUUGUUUUCAGCUGAGGAAAACUGCAGCUUAGCCUCUCGCUUUUAGUCGUUAGACCUGGCAGGUGCAGGUGACUGUCACAUCAAGGUUUAAGUAGGAUGUAUGUGUUUCUCAGAGGAUGCUGUGAGAAAUCCCUGUCACUUGUUUUGAUAAGUGAACCUCUCAUGUGAUCUGCGUGCUUGUUCUAGAUGCUCACAUCAUACACAGAAGGUGAAGAUUGAAAGAUACAAUGACAAACAGAGCUAUUACAUUCUGUGUUUUCCCCCCCUGUGUUGAUGAAAAUGCAUCCCUCUCCCACAAAAUCCCUCGCGUCCUAAGCUGAUUUGCUCCCCACAUGUUUAAUUCCCUCCAUAUUUGCAUGACAACUCUGUCUCGUUUUGUCUGACCACUCGGUUUGCUUAGUCUCAUCUCCUCUCAUCAUCAUACUCAAUCUGAUUGUGACAGCCCCCUCUGAGACUCGCCACUUCCAUCCCAUGACAUUUCUAAUACGAGCCAAACAACUGCCCCACUGAAAAAAAAAAAGAGAAAACCCUCACAUUCCCACUCAAAUCCUCUGCUUACACCCCCCUCCCCUUCUUUUUCUCCCCCCUCCUCUGUCUCCUCUUGGUCAAAGCUUCGGUCAAGGGGGGAACUCACCAUCAUGCAACAACACAACACCCCCCACCCUUCCUUUCUCCAGACACUCACCCGUACAAACAUGUAGGGGCUGCCCACUUUCGCUGCUUGCUCAGAUAGACAAAUUAAUACAAUGCUAAUGACCCUAUGCUUUAUUGUCUGCUCUUACUGCUCAAUGAAAAGGCUGACACACUUUCUAGUAAUGUUUAUUCACAACAGGCAGACUAUCGUUAAUCUGUUUAAGAAGAUAACAAUAUCCCCCCAUCUUUGCCUUAUGGCUAGUUUGCAUUCACACAGAAACAGGCGGCAAAGUGUGUAACACCACCUCAGAUACCCAUAUCCUGGUUUGCUCUUGUGCCCCUUUUGCUUGUCUUUUUAGCCAUCUUGCUAAGUCAGGAAGUAGUUACAGCCUGGAGAUCUCUACUGCCAGGGCAUUUCAGGCUCAUUUGACCAACGUGGACAAGAUAGUGACCUAAAUUGUGCUGUCAUCUUUACUUUCACCCUCAGCACAAACGGCACUAGGAAGGAGAUUUGCAUAACUAAGGGAUUAUCAUGACACACGUUGGCCGGAGUUAUUGUGAAAGCACCAGUCAGUCACACACACAGACACACACACACAGACACACUGCUGACCUAAAACCAACCAGUGGCGGGCUGCUCCUGGCUGAGGGGGCUAUGGGAAAAGCUUGGGUGUCAGAGGGAAAAUGCCACUUAUUUCACCCCGUGGGCCGCAGAAACACGCAGACUAUUCUGCAGAGACCAGAUCAACGCUCCCUCUGUGAGCUGCCGUCUGUGGCUUUGUGAACCCCGCCAACCACAGGAUGAGACAAAGUGUCUCAUGGACAGACUGGGUUGUUGUGUGUCACUUGUUGGUGACAUCAUAUCUCAGAGGAACCGAUCUGAACCUGAGAGGCUUUCACUCUGUGAUUCAUUUCACCAAGGACGCGUUUCAUUGAUGUGGCACAAAUGUCUGUUUGAUAUAAUCAGAGAUGGAAAUACUUGACUGCCAAUGAAGUCGGAGCAGGAGACUUUCAGUCUACAGACUGCACAGGAGAAGCUGUUAGUUUGAAAUAGUUUGAUUUAAGGGCUGUUGAAAUGAUUAUUUUUUUACAUCAUGAAUAAUUGCAGAAUUUUUGUAGUUAAAAGCAUUGUGUCACAUUUUCAAGAUUCUAUUUUUUACAUUUAAAGAAUGUUUUUUGAGGAUUAUAUUGACAAUGUAAAGCAAUAGCAAUAGUGUCUUGAUGUUGGGAUUAGUGCAGUCUCCUUCCAGAUAUUUACCAAACUUUGCAGUUUGCUUCAGAUUUGUCUUCAGGUAGCUUGCUGACUGAUAUCACUCUCUGUAGCUGCACCUGUAUGCUUAGCUCAAACUCAAAAAGCCACACAGAUAUAUUUAACUCUGUUAUUUAAUUUAACUGUCAACUGAGCCAUCUGGGACUUUCACAUGGUAAAUUGCGCAACUCAAAAGUGGAGCGGUUUCAUCGGUUAGCAUUGUGGCAGUAGUGGGAAGCAGAAAGAUGCUGUGGCUUUUUAACUACAGUGUGCCAUAAGGGACAAAAUAGCAUGUGAUUCAGAAAAAGUAACGUACUAAGUUGGACCUCAAUCACAUUGUAAUUCAUGCAGGCCAUGUUGAUUUGCAUUAUUUGAUCAAUAAGUCAUUGAUUUUGCAUCUGGUUUAAUCAAAACUAUCAACUUUGAUUUAUUUGGUCAAUGAAUGAGAAUUCUUCAUUAUUUUUGUUAAGUGUUUCUCACAUCAAGGACAAAAAGUAGUAUUUGCUUGUGGAAAAUCACACAACUGAAACUCUAUUAUUGGUUUUAGCUAUAGAUAACACAAUGAGACAGUUUGUAAGAAGUCAACAGUUUAGAGAGCUUGUUGUUAGUCGUUCCACUAAAUACUGUGAGAGAAAAACUGCGGAUUUUACUGUAGAGCGAAGUUGAAUCAAAGUCUGAGCUGGCCUAACACUUGUAUGAUAAUCUGUGUUUCUGCUCUGUCUGACUUCUCCGACUGAUCCUAUUGUCUCGGCCCCAGCUUUAACACCAAGUGCAAAGUUAUUAUAUUGGCUUCACAUUACAACCAGAAGCACUUUACCCAGGGUGAAGUAUACCACAAUUAUCCUUUUAUAAAGUGCAAGAAUAAUUUUUCUUUCGUUGAGAGUGGCACAGAGACUAUCAGAGGUCACUUCAGCUGAUAUACUGAACCACUGAGCGUGUUCCUCAGACACGUGUGCUCUUCCUGAGGGUAGACAAACCCGGCAGCCGCUGUGAUUAGGAGUGCUGUGCUGCUCAGCUGUGAUGAGGCUGGAUCUCUGGGGACCUAUGGAGGCCCUGUCCAUGCCUAUCCAUUAGUGUCACUGUGUUGUAGGUGUCUUUCCCAGUGGGACAGUCACACACGUCAGCACAGCACACUGUCAUAGCCAGGACCUCCUUGUCAGAGGCAUGUUCAUCUUGUUUUGGGACUGAUGAGCCUCUCAUUAGACCACCUCAAAGGGAAUGAUGUGUCCCGCCCUUACUUGUUCCUGCGUCACGGCUGCUUGAACAUCAGCCUUUGUUGUCAUUUGGAUAAACGCAUGCAGAGGCAAAUGAGAACAUGCAAAGAAGGACAUAUGUGUUCAUGACACACACGCACACACACAUAUAUAUACACACACUGGUUUCACUUCCUCUCCCUGUGAGCAGGUCUGGAUGGUCGCAAGCUGGCGGGUGCAAUUAGAGUUUCACACUCAGUUAGGCAGGAGCUCUAAUGGGGAUCGACACGUUCCUGCGAAUCCACUCAAUGCAGCUGCAACUGUUGCUGUUUACAUAGCAGACCUCUAUAAUAUUAUCAGGAGUGGAAAGUGACAGGUGAGGAAGGAAAUUUAGGUGAUUUAUUUGUUGCCGGGAGGGUUGAGUUGGACUGAUCGCUCAAAUAAUUAGAUAAACAGGCGUGAAGUUAGUCUUUUUCCUGUUGUGUCUCCUGAAGGAAUACAGCUGCAGUGUCAUAUACGAGGUAAUUGCCUUGUGUUUAGCUGAUAAACGAUCAUUCAAAAGUAGGAACUUAAGAGCUGAUAAUGACAUAGCUGUGUAUGUAAUUUAUCAAGCAAAGACUGGAAUAUUGGGAUAUUUCUAUCUUAAUUGACCUUCUUGUCUGUUCAACAAAUCAAAGAUUCUGACGACAUUACCUCUGGUUCUGAGAAAACGGGGAUCUUUUUUUAAAUGAUUUUGACAUUUGAUAGUCUGAUUCAGUCAAAGUAAUUAACAAAAACAUGAACUUAAAAGAAAAACUGGUCCACAAUCAGUGAUACAGACAAAAUGUCGUUAUCUUAAGCUUCAUUUUAUCCUUAGUAGACCUGAAGGAUAUAACACUUCCAACACUCAACAACUGGAAAGUUAAAAUUGACCCACUGAUGUCCCGAGACCCCUUGUAAAUGUGGCAACAUGAACACUUUUGAGGAGUUUCCGUUAAGUUGCAUCGUCAGUAUCAGUGUGCUGUGCUACUGUGUGUGACUGCCCCACUGGAGGAGACACUAACACCGCAGUGACACUAAUGGAUAGGCAUGGACAGGCCUCCAAAGGCCCCCAGAGAUUCAGCCCCAUCACAGCUGAGCAGCACAGCACUCCUAUUCACGACGGCUGCCGGGUUUGUCUCUCUGUUUCUUGGGUCCUGCAUGAAUCAAAGUAUUGUUCCCUGUCAUGGUUGGACAUGAGACUUGUCUCAGUAGGUCUACCUGAGUACACCCUUAUGUCCCAGCUGUGGUGAUUCACACACUCCAAAAAUAGUGAUCUGCCAGCUUUUGUGGUGCGUCAGCCUCAUCAGCUGCACCUCUAUGCGUAGCUCAUGGGAACUCAAAUUACCAAACUCAACUCAAAGUACUCAGCACUUUGGGGAUAUUUUGAUUUUCCUUGAGCUAAGUGUGUAUUACUUCUAACUUGUCUGCUGACCUGUCUGGGAGAUUUUUUUUUAAAGCAAUUGUGUCUUAAACCAGCUUGUGAGCCAGGGGCAAAAAACAAUAGGCCGUUCUGCUUUGCUGGUAGAACAGAUAAACGAGUAAGGAGAGCGUAUUAUGCUGAUGCAGGCAUUUUAGAGAGUCUCGCGUUUUCUCACAAGGUGCUGUUUUGAACAGUUUACAUCCAUUUUCUAAGAUUAUGACAACACGUUUACCUUGUGAUAUGAAACUUUGCAUAUAUCCAGAAUGGACUCCAAACAUGUAACUUUGUAGCCUGGCUGGGCCAUCCUGUUACGUGAAUCACUUGCCGUUCCUUCCCACAACAGUCUGGACUUCGGCCCAUUGGGAGCGUGUAUUCCCGAUCAGAAAAUAAUCGGGCCAAUCAGAGACAACAGGGAAAGGCAGCCCCUGAUUGGUCCAUGUGUCGAUUGUGACGUCUAACACAUGCUGCAGGACUUUUCAAAGCGCCGUUCAUUCAGAAUGGCGCUAAUUCUGCAGUUGACUUUGCAAAGUCGGCAGAAAUCGUUUAUAUCCGACGUCUUCUGCGGAUAUAAACGUUUUCUGUUGUGAGUAGGAACGGCAAGUGAUUCACGCAACAGGAUGGCCCAGCCAGGCUAGUAACUGCAGUUUUUGUUGUAAAUGUGGAAAUUCACAUUUUCAUUAUUUUGGGACUCCCCAAACCACAUCACGAGUCCUGAUUAAUCAUCAGAUAAAUCCUUGAUGAACAUUUUUUUUUCUUUCUUAAAUGUUUUUGUUACAGACAUUGCAUUGUAUACAUUUGGUGUGCUGUAAUGCGACUCUAGGUUUGGUGUUAUUUACAGCAGGUAAUGUGGACAGAUGGUAUUGAGUAGCAGUCAGUGCUGAUGCCCUUUGAACGGCCGGCUGUGACCAAAUCAUUCCUGCAGAGCUCCACACCAUGACAGUCAUCAAGCUCAAUCACUCACUGUUGCCUAGGGAACGCGACUAUUACGGCCCAUGUCAGAUUAUUACACCCCUUAUAGAGAACAAAGCAUUUAGAGAUGCUCUUUUCUGUCCAAACCAACUACCAGGGAGUGAUGGUAAAACGGCCCCUUUUUUGAAGUGGGAGGUUGGGAUAAUGGAGCCUAAUGUUAUGGGUUUAAUGUUCCCUCCCUACCCCCAGUAGAGCGGCUGACAGGUUAACUCGCUCCACGUAACACCAGAUCUGACUCCCAGUCAACCCGCAUUUCAGAGACGAGAUACAAACAAAUGAAGAUGAGCCUUGAGAUGUGCACUCAGUGAGCGUUUUCUGAAUCUUUCUAAGAUGAUCUGAAGUGGAGGGAGGGAAAGGAAAAGUGGGAGUGUUGAGAGGCUUUCAGGGUCUGGGUGAGUGAGGGGGGGUGGGGGGUACCUCAGUUGACGCUGAGAAGGGGCAGAGGGAACAAAGGGGGUCUGUUUUCUCUGUCCGUACUGGCGGGGUGGCUGUUCUCGUCUCCUUUUUUCGCGGUACAGGGGGGCGAUGCAGGGUUAUGCCGAAGGAGAUCCACAAAAGAAGCCUGGGUGUUUGAGUUUCUGUUUGAGCACACAGUUGUUCCUGCUGAAGAGGGCAAGGGAGGCAGUUCUUGCUUCCACACAAGUACCCCCGGGCCUGUUGAAGCUUUGGCCAACUUUGGAUGGGCAGCAGAUGUUGGAGGGGUGGUUUGUGGCCCAGUGGCAGCACAUUACAAGGACCACUGCUUCCCCAUCCUGUCCUGAAAACAACAGGAGGUGGGCAGUGCUCCACCAGCAGGGUGUAGGCUGGCCAAAAUUAAAGAGAAUUCAGGAAGAGUGCACACUUGAAUGCUUUUUAUUCUGUUUCAAGCUUCCAUCUUCCUCCUAUUUGCAUAGAGCUUAAGUAAAAACUCAGCCUCACAUCCCACUUUCUGUUGGCACAGUGAUGCAGCCCACUUGUGAUGUCUAAUAGCUUGACAAAUACAUCUCCACAGCUCUUAUUCUGCUCAAAACAUCCAAGAUAUAAAGACUGAGCCCUGCCAAGAAUUCCACCACAAGCCUCCACACUCUUACCAGCCUGUUGUUGAGGUGGGGGUCUGCAGAGAUGAGCAAUACGAAGGCAUAGAUUAUCUUUGUUGCCCAAGCACAUGAUGCAACAGUGAUUGAAUCAACAGGAAAGAUGGGGACACGUAGCUGUCAGCACAUGAAUAAAGUUGACAUGAAAACACAAAGUGGCUUUGCUAUGGUUCAGGAGGCUCUGACCUCGAGGUCUUAUUUAGGCCAGGCUUUCUAAUGCCCUUACCCUCUGCCCCACCCUCUACCCCCUCCCCAACCAAGGGUAAGACACCAUGUUAGCAGCUCAGCAGCCACCACUGAAGGGUCCUUAAUCCAAGUGGGAUGACAGCUUGGCUCUGGAUGCUGUUUCUGUGGCGCUGAAACCAAUGGGCUUUUCUUUGCCUCUUUUUCAUCCCUUAAACCCCCCAAACGCAGCCACAGGAAUCCUGGGAAAAAAAAUUCUCUCUGGGGAGACAAAGAAAUGGGAUGGUAAACAAAUCCAAGUGUAGAUCUGAGAUUCCUUCAUUCAUUGGGAGAUAAAUGUGCAUGUCCUUUGAGAAAUCAAAGGCACAGAAUACAAUAUGACCUCAACUGCUUUGUGUAUUUUUUUUUGUCCCGGUGCCACGUGUUGUGCUAGAAACAUAAUCUAAACCCAGAUCAUCUUUGUCCAGGCUUCAAAAUGAUUAGGGAAGAUUAAGGUCAGAAAACCAUUAGAAUCAUAAAAAUUUGCUCUCAAACCAAAUCUCUUUUCCUCCCCUCUCCACCAAUCAGUCGUGCCACUUUGGGAUCACAUGUGUGUGGAGGUUCAAACAGGCCAGUGGUUCCCAUUAAUACAACAAUGAGCAUCGGGCGUGUUUACCAGUAGACUGAGUCACUCUGCCAGGCAGCCUCAGCAAAUUCUGUUUUUUUCCAGGGUGAUGAUGCGGACAUGCUGAUGUGAGGCUAACAGUGAAACUGUCAGAACAAUGUUGUUUACUCAAAAACAUGGAGGGGGAUGUUAAGCCUCUUUAUUUUGUACUCAAAGUCUUAAGUUUCUGCAUCUUCUUGUGAUCUGCUAGUGGGUCCAUGAUAAGCCAUUUUUCAAUAACUAAAUGAGAAUAUGGAAUUUUUGUUGGCUAUUCUGAUUUUCUUGGUUUUAUGGCAUUCUUUAUCCUUUUGACAUUAGGGCAAAUGAUUACCAAACAUUUUUCCAACAUUAAUACCAACAAAAACGAGCUGUUGUGAUAACAAUACCAGUAUUAGGGGUGGGAAACACUAGUGGCGCCAUGAUACAAUAUUAUCACGAUACUUGGGCCACGAUAUUUUGCGAUACAGUGAGUAUUGUGAUACAUGAUAUUGCAAUUUAUACAAUUUUUUCAACUGGCUAAUUUAGUAUUUGUCUUUCCUUUAUGUUUGUCUUAUUUACACAGUAUUUUGUUUUCAUGUAGCACAUCUUGCACACCCUACAUAUAUUUGCUGUACUAACUUUCUCUUGCUCUAUAAUGUCACCUCUGCCAGCCUCACUGGACAAACAGUUGAUUUUAUUUUUCCAUUAUCGUAGAUUUGACUUCAUAUUAACAAUUAAUUUGAAGAAAUCGAUACUUGGUAAAUGAGACGAUACGAUAUGACACCAGACAAAAUAUUGUGAUAGUAUGCUGUAUUGAUUUUUUUCUCCCACCCCAAACCAGCAUUGGUGUUGGAUCUCAGUUGAAUACAGCACCUGAUUUUAGUGAGUGUGCCAGUCAAUGCAUCAAUGAUUAAAUGUGUAUUAAUACAGAGUGCCUUCAGUUUCAUCAAUUGUUAAAUAGGGUUUGAUGUGAUUUGAUCUUUUUUUGACAUAAAGCACAUUUGGGAAAAUUGUAUUUGACAUGUAUUAAUUUUCCAGUCUGACCCUCGAUAUAUCUGUUAUAAUGGAGGUUGUAUGGCGUGUACUGCAACCAGUCACCAGGGGGAGCUUUAAUGGUUUUUCUUCCCUUUUGGGGGAUCUGUUGUACUGUCCAUAUUUUGGAUGGUCUAUGGCUUCAACCAAAUACUGUGACCCCACUAUAAGCCUGGAAAAAAUUAACUGAUUUUGGGUAAUAUAUGAUAUAAUGAAAACAAACAGUUAGCAAAGAGUACAAUGCUGGAUAAAAAGCAAUCAAAAUGUCAACAGUUGUAAUGUAGCCAUAGUUUCAGCUUCUUGCUGUAAUUCAGAGUUAAGGUUUUUUUUUCCCCUCCAGUAACAAAACCAAGAGAACCCAAGAGAUUUCACCAUCAACUGCAUGUUGUGGAUAUAAUUUUUCAGCAUCUAUGAGAAGAAAAUUGCCUCCAAAUUAUAUUUAUUAUGAAAAAACCCAAGGACAUCCACCAUGGGGUUGACAGUGCGAAGGCCUUGUGCCAGAGCAAUUUAAAAUCAACAGAAAAGCAAUCAGUUUAAUCUCCUUGUGGUCAGUCUUUUACUUUCUCAGCACUGGGUGUCUUUAGGAGCCGGGAGAAUGUAGUUGUCGCUGAGAAUUCCUCGCUGGGGGCUAGCCGAGCCCAGCUGUGAGCAGAGGGGAGGGUGGACAAAUGGCAACUACAUUUAUCAGGAUCUCCUCUGAGGCUGGCUGGCCUGAUAACCCAAUCAAAUGUCUAGUGUGGCUGAGAGCUGUCUGGGCCAAUGUGGUGCUCUUUCAGCCCAGUGUUUGUCUCUCUCUCUCUGUGUGGAAAUAUCAAUGAGUCUUUGUCGCUGUGUGCCAUGGUUUAUAGCCAAAGCCCUUUCGCAGUGUCUCAAAGUAAAAAGUGACACCAUAAUCUUUAAGUAUGAAGACUUUUUUUUGCAGUAGAAAUGUUUUUUUCAAGACUUACCUCACAAGUGCACCAUUGUGUAUCUUCUGAUGAAUGGUAUUCCUUAUAUUGGUUUUAAGUUGGUAUUGUCCUGGCAGCGGCUGAAAAGACUCGAGUUUGAAGGAGACCUAAUGCCCGGGUCUUCAAGGUUGGCUGGUUUUGGGCCUCUCGGGGCUUGACUCACAAUGACGGUAUCUCUGUAUGAGCGGAGCCAUGGUGGACAUGUUACUCAAAGGGGUUACUGCGUGACAGAGAGCACGCCUCCACAGAUCAGUGAGGAGAAAAUAGGGCAUUUUAACUCACUAGUCGUUUGUGAUGUGUCACUGAGGUGGAAUUCAUGCAGCUGCUGGUUUUGAAGUUAGCAUCUUGAUUGUAGUUGACAUUUCAGAGUUUGCAGAGGGCUCAGCUUGGAGCCAAAGGGCAGUCUUUAGAUGUUCACCAAAGCUUCCAUUAAGUGUGAUUGGUGUGGAAAAAUAGAUAAAAAUGUCAAAGUACUUACUCCUAUGUUAUGCUCAUUUGGUCGGCUAUCUGAAGCUUCACUAAAUUGCACAUCUGAGGCUUUUACAUAAUUGUUAAAACCGCUAUCUCAGUCAAAAUCUCCUUUCCCCUUGAUUAGAUGGUAAUGAUUAAAAAUGUAGUUUAAUAUCUGAAGCCAGCCUCAGAGAUCAUAUGCACAGCGCUUAUAGUAUUUUAAAACCUGCUUUAUAAUCUCAGCUCGUAGCCAUGUGAUUUAAAUAAAGGAGCAGUCACUGCCCUGGAAGCAGAUUAUACACUGAUCUCUAACACAGCCUGUCUCUGCCCCUUUCUAUUCCUUUGAUUAUUUCCUCCUCUAUCUUACACUUUCUCCACUGUAUCAUUCCCAGAGUAUAUUUCUUAUCUACAUUUGAUGAAUAUUUGCAAAGCCACGGCCAAGAGUAAGUAAAGAUUCUAAAAAACGAAUGAAUCCCUCUGCUUUGGUGAUGUUCACAUAGCCUAGUGCAGAAGUACAGUCAGUUUAAAGCAUUUAUAGAAGUGGUGUCUUCUUAAAUAUGUAGUAGGAUGAAAAGCAGUUCAUUUUACACAAUAACUUUUAAUUCCUGUGUGUUCCAGUGUAAGCUUUAUUUUGCUGUUUCUGUCAUGUCAGACCUUGGUAGCAACAUUUUGACCAAAUGUUUGGUGAAAUGUUGAGGCUAUACCCUGUUAACUCGUGUUUUUUUUGUCUUUUAAUAACCCCCAGCUAACUUAAGUUGCAUAGUUGUUGCCAUAGUUACAUUAGCAAGAGCAGCAGGGUGAAAAUGUUGAGUAUUUUCUAUACAAAAAAGGUUUUAAUGCAGUAUCUUUAAAUGCAAUCCUUAAAUUUACCCUCUCAAACCUUUUAUCACUACCAAAGACAGGGUUUAGCUUCAAGUUAUCUGUUUUUGUACAAUAUCAAUAUAAAGACGUUCUAUGACACACUAUUACUUAGGUUUAGGUUGUUAAAAUUCUUUGUACAAACAUUUUUAUGCUGUUUUAUCCAAGUGUAAAGCCUGGGGGCAAACUGGUAACACUAAUUACAGCUAUGCAUAUUUUAUGAAUUUACAUUUUUCCAUGUUUUCCAACUUUAUCUUCAAAUGUAGAUGUUCACCAACAGAGUUUGACUCAAAUCAACUGCAAGGAGGUCGCACUGAUUGGAUUUUCCACGGUCAUCUGUAGUGAAAAAAUCUAAUUAAGCCUUGAGCGUCCCAAGUCAAACUCCCCGGGAUUACCCUGGCCCUGCACCCAAAACCAGACCCUGGGAGAGAGUGAUAACUAGACUCCCAUAAUCUGGAGCAAAGGCACAGUGGAGUGAAGGGGGUUGAUGAUGAAACCGUUGCAAAACCAGAUCUCUACCAAACCCAACUAGGAUAGCUGACGUCAGCACAGGUUUGGCAGUAUUUCUGUCACGUCAUUUUGGAAGAGGUAACAAAUCAAGUUGAAAUUAAACAUCGCAGUUUGAGAUUUACCGAAGCAGACUCUGUGUCUCAGCGUUCAAGACCCCAGGAAACAGUGGAAUAGCUUCCGUAAAGUUGGUGUGUUUUGGCGAGAUAAAGAUAGAAAAAACUGAUUUCAUGCAGAGUUUCAUCCGCAUUUCUUACAAUCCCCCUACACUUUGAAGUUAAAUUAGAAGUGUGUCUGUAUGGUUGGGAAAGACAGACAGAUUAGAGAACAGAAAACACAUUUUGAAGGAGUAUUCAACCCCCCCCGCCUCCUCCUCCUCAAAUCUGCCUUACACCAAACAAAAGCCUUCUAAAGUAUCCUUUCCUUUGCCUCAAGUUAAGGAUGUGGGUCGGACAUACGCUUUGACUUUAGGGUUUACUUUUUGGCUUCUCCUUUUGUUUUUGAGCCCAUUGAGUGAAAAUACAUGUUUACUGCUGUCAUUGCUUUUUAACAGACCUUGAAAGAGUCCAUUUGACUGGAGAAUCACUCACAACAGGAGACCACUAUUGAUCAGGUGAUUGCUUUAAGGAAGUAGGGUUUAAGGGAAGAAGAGGUGAGGGAGGGUGAGGGGUCAGGAUGGGGUGAGAGACAGGGAAGAGCCAGGAACCAGGACAUGCUCUCUGUCUCGCACCAGGAUGCAGCCAAGUCUGAGAUAUGGCUUUAUUUUCUUUUGAUCCUCGGAACAAAGCACCUGCUGGAGGCCUGAGGAUAUCUCCUCUCCCUAUGUGCCCUUCCCCAUGUCUCCAAGGUAUCACCAACCUGUGCCCAUCUGGAUCUGGGUUUAAUGUUGACUGUGUGAGCAACUGAACUUGGACAAUAGCCUCUUUUCUGUAACACUACAAAAGUUUAAGAGUUCCUUGUCAUCGCUUCUUGAUCUCUCGCGGGAUUCGAUUGUUUGUGAGAUGUUUUUCUCUGUCUAGCAUCAAAGCGCAGCCAGACGGAAAGCUGAAUAUGCUCUUUUGGCUUCAAAACAAAAGCCCCCGAAUUUGUUUCACUCGCUCUGUUUAUCUAAGCUGUGAUUCAGCCGGAAUGGGACUUAGGAUAUGAAUUUCGAGUAGAAGCAGAGCGUUGGCAGCAGAGGCAAGGCCCUUGUCCUUGACAGCCCUGUUGAAUUUUUCCCUUCCAAAUGGCUGGUUUAGAAAAUGAAAAGAGGAGUCUUGAAAAAAAAAACCUACAAGUAAUCUAAUCCUCCGCUAUGACGGCGGUCCAUUUUCACCUAUAUUGUCUUGUGAGACCAUCCUUUUUCCUCCCUGUGACUCAUAUUGUGUGGAAUUGAAGCAUAAUGGACUAGGUGUCCACAGAGAGAGAAGAAUCCACCCGGGACAGCUACUCAUAGCACUUCAGUUUGAUUGACAUAGCUCUCCUCUUUUCACAUCAGACAUGGUAAAACGUAUGAAAGUGGCUCUUUUACAUAACAUUGGAGAAUUGCAUGCCUAACCUCUUUCAUUCAGCGAUGGGCCUCUGUGAAUUCAAUCUGGAGCAACCUCAACAUAUCUGUGUUUUGUGAUGCUAAAAUUAGUAGAAUCUGAGGCAUGUGCUUGAUAUGGUAAUAAGGCAAGAAAACUGUGUUUGAGUUUCAGCUUUUCAAUUGAACAUGGCAGAAUUGGAUUUUAAAAUUUGACUCGUUGUUUUGCAACAGUUCCCACAAUUUAACCAUUUUACUCAGAUACUUCACACAGCCGUGGCGGAAAUUACAGCAACAUCUAUGAUUUUCUUUUUUUUCUAAAGUUUCCAACUACCCAUGCUGAAUUUGGGUGAAAUCCUGAGCACCCAGAAAUAAACUGAGCUAACAGAAGUGAAAGUUCUGCUACCAGGUCUUCGCCGGUCCUCCAUUUUUAGUCUGAAUUUUUUGUCUUUUAUAUAAGUUAAAAAGAUCUAAAUGCACUGAUUGCUAACAUCCUGUCAAAUCUGGGGAAAUUUUGAGUUGAUCUCAAUCAUGAAUUUUUGUUAGCCCAACAUUAUGAACACAUAUGAGGAUCAAUUUUCUCUUCUACGUAUAUCUGCUUCUAUCGGUACGAAACUGACCUAAGCAUUCUGCACAUGCUCUACAGGUUUGCAUGCCGUGUUUUGAUUUGGAAGUUGAAUAUCAUAAAUGCAUUGCUAUUUGAUUCUUCACCAGUCCUGGUAAACCGGGUCAAGGACAGUAGUCAAGUUAAGUCACCCAAUCAAGCUAUAACCAGGGAUGUAUUGGUCUAAUAUUGAUAUCAGAUAUCGGUCCAAUAUCGGCAAAAAGAAUAUCGGAUUAUAUUGGCCUGCAUCUAAAAUCUUCGAUAUCAACACUCCAAUACUAGAAGUCCACUCCAGACUCCACUCCAGCACCUCUAGCUAGCAGCACCCAGAUCCAAUAUGCAGAGCCCACAUGAUCACAACAACAGUGUGUACUCAGGUACGAACAAAGCAGCAAGGAGUAGGAGUGAUGUCGGCCGUGUGGCAGUAUUUUUUGUUAAAAUCCAAAAAAGACGUUGCAGCUGAGUACAAAACUUUUCAAGUUUGUGUCAAUACAGGAUCAAUAUCGGUGUCGGCCAAUCCUGAUGACUACAAUAUCGGUAUCUUGUUAGAGUAAAAAGGUUGUAUCGACCACCCCUAAAGGUAUCCGUACAGUACAAGUUGAGCUUAAUGUGUAGUUUAGUUAACUCCUUGAUGGUGGCACAUCAUCAUUGCUCUGAUUGGUCUGUUAUGAAUUUUGCUGACAAAACAAUCAUCCAGUCACCCACACAGUGUUUCUAUUGUUUGUUUGUUUUUUAAGGAUCUGAGCUCUUCCUGAACACUGUCUGUGGGGUGUUGCCCAGUUAAAUGGGACAUAUACUCCAUGCCAUUGAUAAGAGAAACAGUCUCGCUUGUUUAUUAGUUUACAUAGAUAAGGAUUACAUUAGAGACAACAUAUGUCAAAUUAAUCUCCCUCUGGCGGAUCUAAAUAGCCUCUGUUUUAUAGAUCCAUGAAGUUUCUCCUUUGUUUCCUCUUCCCUCUCAGAGCUGAGCUUUUUGGUGAAAGACUAACACAACAAAGAACAAUAAGUGCAGCCAGACAUCUCACAGAAAAGCGCAUUGUGCUGUAUGAGCUGUGAUCGUGUUGGUAAAUGUGACAUAAAUGAACACUUCUGCGACACUAAAACGUUUUUCUCACACAGCAGCAGCUCUCAGCUGUGCAGAGUGCUGCUCUAAAUGUUUAAUGGAGAGGCAGGAGAUGAGGGGCAUCCUCUGUCUCUAUGUCUCCGUCUGCAGAGUGUCUCAUUCCCACCUGGCCGGGCUCCAGUGCUCACUGCAGCAGUCUGACCCACUACGCUGCUGCAUUGAGACCGGAUACAAAGCCUCAUUGGAGACUUUUUAGCUCCAUUGAAGUUAUGCGGUGUAUUGACUAGCUUUGCAGCACCAGCUUCUGUUCUCAAACUUGGACGGACUUAAAAGUUCCUCUGUUAUUUUUUUCUUGUGCUCUUUUAUUUCGUUUCCAUGCUUGGCCUUUUUCACAACAUUAGUGUCAGAGUUUGCAGCAUGCAGGUCGUUUGCCCGACUCCCACCAGCCCUGUGUCACAGUCAAAGUCUCAACAUUCAGGGACAUGCCAUGGCUGUCCUUCAACGGCUCUUUCACUGCUGCUUGGUGACAAUGCAUUUUUUCCAUGCCAUAAAGCAGAUGCUGUAUUAUAGCCGCACAAUACUGAAACUGUUUACCAUGUGAAAGGCUCACCGGGAUCAGGAUGCCUACCGCUGUGUGGGGCUUUUUGACUUGCCACUCUAUAAUGAGAGCGCACUGGAAGGAAAAGAAACAGGCAGCUUUAACUGGCAUUGUGAUCAGUGCGUGGAGAGAGGAAACACAGAAUAAAGUGCUGAACCAGACUAUUCUUCUGAGGGCAGGAGUUUUUAUAAGACUUACGAGAAUACAGAGAUUACUGUGACAUCCAAUGAGCUUGUCAGCAGCUUCACCAAAAACUGAUAAAUAGGCAGGAAACUUGCAGUUUAAGCAAUUGUCCAACUGAAAAAAAGCUUAUCCUUUGAACGAUUUGAUGCUGUAAAAAUAUAUAUUUUAUCUUUUCACAUGCCAGAAAUCCUUGUAGUGAGUAGUUCAGUACAGCUGUGGCAGGUGUCCUCUCGAUGAGGACGCCGAUCUCUUAAGGCCUCUUUCUCUUAAAGUCAACAAGAGAGUCACAAAAAAAGUGAAGUGAAAACAGCUUGACUACAAAGGCUUAGAAAAGCCCUGAGGUUGAAAAAUUAGCUGUCUUUGUGUGGCUAGUAACCUGUCUCUUCAUGUCUCGCUGUUUGUUGUCGGCGAGUUGAAGAGGCUCCUGUUGCUUUGAAUUGUCCGCCCUCAGGGUUUCUUGCUUGCCUUUUAUAAAAAAUAAAACAACUGAACAAGGUUGAAUCAGCACUAGUGUUGGACUUACUGCUUGUUUGUCUUUAAAGCUCUUAGUCACUAAUUGAGUACUUAGGCGGAGAGGGACCUUGGCUGGCCAGUCACCCUUUUACACCUCAGACUUGAUUUCAGACUCUUGAAGGACCUCCUGGAGACAGACAGCACUCAGAUCCCCUCCUGAAGCUAAGGUCUCCUCGGCUCCCCAGAACCACUCCAAGGGCUUAUCCUUCCUAACAAGAGCUCCCCAAGGUCUGUGGUCCUCAACUGGUCAUCAGUCAAGUCAAGGACACACAUCUAUCAAGUCAAGAGCCCCGAGGAAUAAAAGCAGCAGCACACACAUAAAAGCCCAGACAGGGACACUUUUAAGUAUAUUAACCCGACUCUUAACCCACUGCAGAAGAAGGAUGGCACUAUGGGAAAUAAGGAAGUGACUGGUGGUGUAUAAACCAAUUGUAUAAUUUGAUUUCCGCCUGCAGCUCAGCAGUCGGAUGAAUGUAUAUCUAAACUCAAAGAGAAAACAGCGCUAUUGGCUGUAGUUAAAGCAAAGCUGUGCAUCAGUAUUUUUUCUAGUGAGUGCAGUUGUUACAGCACACACCAGAACUACUAAUCUGUUAAACAAAUCAAUGUUUUAAGGGUGUAGGCCUUAAAUUUCAAUCAAGUACUGUGUUUUAUCUGUUGUGUAGCCGUCCAGAGCUACGGCACUGUUUGACCCCCAGUUUCCACCGCAUCCGGAACGGCUACCAAAAGGCCGUAUACACUGAUCGCAGCUGAUCGUAACCAUUCAAGUUAACGCGUCAAUUUCCACUGGCUUCUUUCUGUUCCACUGCGGAACAGCGGAUUCCGCAGCUGAUCGCAAGAGUUCUAUUUUUUUCCAGACGCCGCAGCAUAAAUUCCACAUAGAUCAGUCUGUUCUGGAAAGGAAAUCAGGCACAGACACAAAAUAAAACAUCCAGCUUCUUUUCAAAAUAAAACACUACAUGUUUCAGGUGGACCGUAUUUCACACCAGACAAACAGGCGGGGAUGAACAGGGGGAAGGUUUUUCGACAGCAUUUCACCCUGUUGACACCAUGGAUGAGGAGAUGCUGAUUCUAGAAGUCAAGAAAUGGAUUUCCUCCUCUGGACGGACACAAUCUACAGCUUAUAUGGUUUUGUGGCUGUCUUUAUAGAGACAACUUGUUGUCUCACGAUUGCACGUGAAUCCACAGGUUCUUGUAAGUUCUCACGAUGUCCGCUGUCUGUUAUCCACCACGAAAUUCGGCUCACAAACGGAUCUGAUAGGAAUUGGCGAACAGCGAAAAUCGCUGCAGUUCCGGAUCGUAGCCAUUCCGGAUGCGGUGGAAAUUAGGGGUAACUGUCAUAACGCCAUAAUGCUCAACUACCUGGAUGUAAACAAGCAUAGAUGACAGAUCACAUGGCAUUGCAGUAUUUCAAUCUGGAAAAUGGAACCACUUAAAUUACUGACUUGAGCAGUUUGUAAGCAGAAAAUCAGCCAGAUUCAGAAUACUUUACCUCAGGGGAAACUACGGUAGAGGACCAAAAGCAUGCGGUGCUACUUAACCUGAGGGUGUUGUCAUUGAGAGAUGACUUAUGUUUUCUGCAGCUUCCACAUGAGCAUGCUGAAACAAACACAGCUAAAUCAAAGCACUGCUGUACAAAUAGUGUGGAUCGAAAGCAUAUGUAUGCACACCUGUGUUCUGUUGCGUAUGCAUGGCUGCUAUUUUUAGCUAACUUUCUGACAGCAAGGCUUGGUCAAGGAUGACUGCUUAACAACCAUGCAAACCCCCGUCACUUUUAACAAUCAAACAAGCCAAUUUUGCCAAAUACCCCAUGUGCUUUAUUCCAUCACACAUUAGAUACAGUUUUUACAAGGAUAAAGAUUUUUAUUUUACCCAUCUUUCUCCACAAAAGGACAUCUACAGUGCAAAUAAAGAUAGGAAACACAUUUCUGAAUGCUGUUAAGAUAUUCAGCUUUCAAAUAAUUCUCUUUAGUCAAAUUUUAGCAGUGAAAGAAAUGAUGUAUUCACCCAGAAACACGUUCACUCACUUUUUAUCUUCUCCCUCAAUGCUGCCUUCUUAGCUAUUUCAGCAGUGAGCUUCUGUCCCAUUUUGUCAUAUCAUUCCCCGAAGAGUACAAGGUGUCUCUUGACAAAUACAGCUAUGUUAGUUUUGCUUAUCAAGACUGAGGCAGGGAAGACAGACCACAGAGACUAACAUACAAUCCCUCUAGUGUGAAAUCCUCCUAGGUUGUGAAUAACUGAGCGUGUAGCACAGAUACCAGAAAAAUCAUAUCAGAAAACUUGGGCCUGGACGACUCUAAACUGACAAGGCUGUUGUCUCCUGCAAAUCAUUUAAAAAAAAAGAAAGUCUUUCUUUUUCGUGCAGCUUCUUCUUAUCAUUGAAGCCAGUUUCUCUGACAUGAAGCAUUCAGGCACAGCUUCUUCUGUCUGUCAGCUUCGUUUUGUUGCUAAUUUAUUCAUUUAAGCAGAGGCAGCCACAUUCAAAGACAAUGGCACACAAGCUCCGAGUUGAAUUAACCUCAAUAAUUAUGCAGAUUCAGGGAGAGAAAAGCCCAAUUGUUACGCACUCCUCAAAAUUCCUGCCCCCUCCUGUGCUUGACAUCCAAGUGAAUAAAUUACCAGACUCAACGAAAUACCCAAACUAUCUUCUUCAGGAUCCUCUUGUGCACUGCUAAAAAUUAAUUGUGCAAGAAUAAUAAGACUGUACCCUCCCAGGUCAACCUUUCUUGUUUGUGUUUGUGUUACUGAUCAUUUUCACGACAGCCUGCAGCCUAAUGGAAGCAUGUGUCUACUGUGAGUGCAUUAUCCUGAUGCCUGUAAUGCUGGGAUCCAUUUUCUCCAAACAUUUUAAAGGAAUCGACUUUUAAGUGUUUCCAAUAAAGACCCAGUUCAAAGUGCUGGCUAAUGGGCUGUUUGAUCAAUACAUGAGCUUUUCCACUGUAAACACCAAAGUUAGUUGAACACAUUGAAAGCAGGUCAUUAGAAUCCAUUAAGUAUUGGUUGAAAUUCAGCCCCCAUUUAUGGGUGUUUAUGGCGGUUAUAUAUCAAGCUUUUAUAAUAUAACCGGGGUAUCUUCUCAGUAUGGUUUCCAGUGCAGUUUAAUUUGUUAUAGACCUGCAAUUAGUCUAAUUGCUAUGUCAUGCAAACAUGGAACCACAAAUGUCGCCUGAUAUCAAUUAAAAAAACAGCGAGGGGUAUCCUAUAAUUUUGAUGUACUGAAUAGAUUUAGUCUAAGAGAAAAACACUUUCACAAAAAUAGGUGCUUAAUCCAAUUGCCAUGACAACAACAGUAAUUUACACAUUUUUAGACAUGUAAUUGUGAUGAUAGACUUCUGUUAAACUGCAAAGCCUCUUAAACACUCAAGUUAUGUGACUGAGCUCAGAUCUCACACCUAUAUCGUCCAUGCUUAGGAUGUCCCGAUAUGAUAUUCAGUGUUUCCCCUUCAUUCAUUCAGCAGCUCUGCAUCGUUGCUGCUAAAUUACGUGUGCGGUACUGAAAUUUCACAUGAUCCUGAGUAUCGAUGCGCCACUAAUGAUUUCUACUUGCACUGUGUGAGCACAAGAACACAAAACGUUAUUUUCCACUUGUUUUGAGUAAUCAGCGAGCGCAUCAAAUCCUGUCGGACUCUCUUCCAUUAAUCUGACAGGUAAUGUUCAAGCUUACUCACGGUCUUAAUUGCAUGGAUGAUUACAUGAACAUAACAGCGUAGCACCAUGGGCGGCAAGAGAGUGGGGGUAACAGCAAAAAUCCCCCGCCACAGAAGCACCACUUUUGAAAAAAAAUCCAUGAGAAACACUGACACUUUUUGAAAAAUUGAUAUCGGCCCAAUAUCAGGAAAAAAAAAAAGAAUCAGAUAUCGGCCUGCAUCUAAAAUCUCAGAUAUCAGCACUCCGACAAAGCAGUCCAUUCCAGACUCUGCUCCGGCACCUCUAUGUAGCAGCGCCUGGAUCCACAACAACAGUGUGUACUAAGGUACUAGUAAAGAAGCAAGGAGUAGGCAUGAUGUUGGCUGUGUGGCAGUAUAUUUUCUUUAAGUCCAAAAAGAUGUUGCAGCGAAGUGCAAAACUUGUAAUGCACAAUUUUGUGCCAAUGUCAGGGCAACAACAUCGGUACGCCUAGUUGUUGCACAAUGAACCCCACAAUUCGUGCAACAUUGGUGUCCAAGUGUGUGGUUUCAGUGAGAACACAAGCGCCACUAACUGUUCUGCCCUGCAAGCUCAGGUGCAACAAAUCGCUGCUAUCUUCUCCCCCAUUCUUCCUCUGAGGGAGAAUUAGAGGUGGAACAACAAGGACACAUGCUGGGGAGCGACACCUCGACUCUUCUAAUCUCACAGUUGAGAUGCUACGAGGUAUUGGCUGAUUCUUUGGAAAAACAAUAAACUAAACCAACAAUAACAGGAGCUCAUUUGCAUUCUGCAACCAGCUGCUAAAGCAAUGGCAGCUGUAAUUCUGUCUAAUGUACAACACAGUGGAGGAGAUGAAAGCCUCUCUCCAGCGAUGUGCUGGUACUCGGCCUGCUUCAGAUGAAGUGUUAUGAUGGAUCUGGAGAAUCGGAAGCCCAGGGAUGUUUUUAUAUUUGUUCAGGUGUUUCCAAAAAUAGAACAGCCUGAUUCCAAAAAGGCUCAUAGUGAGGGCUAAUAACUGAGGUAAUGAGUGCUGUAAUGAUGCAGGAUCAGUCAGUGGGACAAAGAUUUUGCCUCUAACCACAUCUGUUCACUGUCAGUAUCAUUGUGUGUUUCUGCAGUUUGUGACCACUGCCUCCUCAAAACGCUACUGGUUACUCAAACACAAUCUGUGUGUUUUUGUGUGUGCCUGUGCCUGUGCCUGUUUUGGGAUAUAUGUGUGUCUGAAUUAUUGAUGCAGUGUAAAUCCAAUCUGUCUCAUGGCAGGUGCGCUGUGUUCUGUUUGCAGUGCGCGUGUGUGUUUUUGAAUUGCGUAUCAGCCAUUGCGAGCGAGGAGGAAGGAGCAGUGCUGUAAUUAAAAGGCAGCACAGUCUGCAGUCCUUCCCACACAGACUCAGCUAUAGGCAUACAGGCCAAAGGCUCAGCAGACUUUACGUAUAAACAUGACCACCACUGUUCACACACAUAUGCACACACACUGUGAUGCUACACAGACAACUGUCUUUUUUCCUCCUCGCUCUCCCCUCCCGUCUUCUUCCCUUAGUCUCAGUUGAGCAGCACAGUUUUUCUUUUCUCUUCCUCCAUCGCCCAUCCUCUGUCUUUCAUGCUCUUUGUAUCCCUCUCCCUCCUCCCUCCCACAAACUUCACAAUGUGCCACACUCGAGCUGCAGCAGUCUGUUUUUGUGCAGCAUGCAGACAAGCUGCUAGGACCCGACCAGUGAUAUCAUCCCAUUGUCCCUGUGCCGUCACCUGCACCAGAGAGCUGGGAGUCUGGGAAGAUAGAGAGGGAGGUGGAAGGAGGGAAGAGUGAAGGAGGAGAGAGGGAGAGUCUGUUGAGUUAGUUAGAGGCACCUACAUCGGCAGAGUAGACCGAACAGGGACACCAACGUGAAUUCAACACAGGUCAGCACAAUAGCAUGAAAAACUUGAUAAUCUUUAUGCAGAAACCUCUAGAAGAACCAGACUCAUGGGUGAAAGAUGGAUAGAGACAAAGACUCGAACAGAUGCAGUCAAAAAGAAAGGCAACAAAGUUCAAGAGCAUGAUUUCCCAUCAUGGAUGCCAGAAUUGCCUACAUCAUAAUGAUUUGUUCAGCAUGUGCUUGUGAAUUGUAUUUUCUUUUCAAUUUUGUGCCUACUUGCUUUCAUGCAUAAUAUCUCUGAAUUGGUUGUUCACCAUGCGAACUGAGCACAGCCCACCUGUUUGCGACAGUAAAAAGAAGCAGUGACUUUUCAGUAAUUAUUACCUGACAAUGAUGCAUGAUAGAAGGUGAAACUUUAUUUGUUUGUCCUAGCUGUUCCCUCGGCUGUUAUUUGAGAAUGUCGACUACACACUCUGACAAACACACACUCACAGGGGAUUCAUGUUUCUGUGGUGUACUAAUUUGCCAAACAGACACACAACCUCACACUUGCGGAUGUACAAAUGAAAACAUUUGCUGAUUCAUGUUGCAGAGAUGUACACGUUUAUCUCUCUUCCCACGCCAGUAGCCAUGUUGACAUUGGCAAAAUUUCUUGAUCCGAUUAAAAAUUUGAGGGAUCGGAUAAUCUGAAUCCACUGUUUAUAUGGGUGCAGAAUCAAAUAAUUCGAUCAAGACGUGCAUGUACAUGCACCAAGCUUUAUUCAGAUUAGAAGCAUAUGGACAUGAGCAGAGUUGUCUGAUUUCUCUAAAACAACCUCAGAAGAAGAGUUGUAUUUACGCCUGUGCUGACAACAAACCAGCAAAUGCGGUAGCAGCUUGUCCAUACCCGAUCCGUCCCGGAAACCCGAUUUGUACUGCGCAUGUGCGAAACGUACGUCACUUCCUCUCUUGGCAUGUCAACAGUGAGUCACUACCUACCCAAUCCAUACUGUGCAAGUGCAAAUUUACUUCACCUUAAAAACUUUAUUUAAACUACCAAUUGACUCAAAAACAAGCUGUCAGUGUGAUAGGCUAGCUAACAGGAGGCUCCAGCGCUAAUGCCGAGGCAUUCGGCAGAGCUCCUGCCCAGCACGGUGAGAUCUUUUGGGCCACAGAGAGCGCUGUGUGCGGUUUGCGACAAUGUCGAAGCAGUUGCAAACCGCGAGAAGCAAAGAAUUGCUCAGCUGUCGCAAAGAUGGCUAGUAGAAGAAGUGACAUACAUUUCUCACAUAUGCAGCACAAAUCGGGUUUCUGGGAUGGAUUGGGUAGCGACAUGGAUCACUCCAUCCAAUUCAAGAGUUUUCCCCUUGUGUACUUAUUUUACUGUUCUGUCAAAUUUUGCACUGUGUGUGCAGAUGUGACAUGAUUAUGCUGUAUGUACGCCUUGUUAUGUUACUGGAGGAGCAGACACGGCACCUGCGGUUGUGUAUUAUGCCAGAGUGUUAAUAAUGAAACCUUUUGUACUGGCCUCGAUAAAUAAGCCAAAGGCUAAAAAGUAAAGAUCGAGCAGGUAACAGAAUUACGAUCAGAGUAAGUGUUAACAAGGACACGUUUCGGAAUAACGAUCGGCAUAGACCACCCCUCUCGAUCGGAAUGCAAUUUCUUUCCGAUUGAGCCGAAUUGGAUCAGAAUCUUCCGAUCAACAUGUUUACAUGAUGUGUUAAUAUUCCGAUCAGGCAUUUUUCCUGAUUAUUUGUGCCCAUGUAAACGCAGCUACACUGUAUCACACACACAGUACAGUGAACUUCUUGAGUCUACACACAGAUCAGCUAACUAGCUGACGCCUCUUCACCUUCUCUGGCCUUCACUUCUUCUCCGCUCAUUUGUUGCUGCCUUUGGGGUACCUACAGCCUCUCCUAUAUUUCACUUCCCUCCUUCUACCUCCCUCUGCAUUUUUAUCUCAACACCUGCAGCAACAGGAUGUGUGUGUCUCUGUGUGUGAGUGAGUGAGUGUGUGCAGGCAUCAGUCUGGUGUAGAAGGAGUGAUUAAACCCUUGAGCGCUGCCUCCUUCUCCUCCUUCUCCAGUGAACCAGUGCACCUCAAAAUAACGCCACGUCACUGACACUCCCACGCCGACGGCUGAGAUUGUUUCACUUCGAUUUUCGCUAUUUAUCAUAGAAAUAACAGUCGGUCGUGUCUGCACUGAAAGGAUUGAGCAGAGGCUUUUCUUUCACUCUUCUUUUUUGUCUUAUGUGGAGUUACUGAGCGCAAUAUGGAUCUCAGAUAAGAAAAGAUCAGUCUGUCUGUUCUUGGACUCACUAAAAAGCAGAAUAUGUUGCCAGAAAGUGUGUUGCAGGCGUUGCUUUGCCACAUGUUUUAUCUUUGUAUGGGAUUGUAGUUGUGGGUAUGAGGUGGGGCUUUCCUUCAGCCUCUUCAAAGCCAAGUCUCUUUUACCUUUCUCUUUUUAUUCAGUACACCGCAGGUUGAAAUACUGAGGCAAUCCUCUGGUCAAAAGCAUACUCUUUCUUUUUUCUUUCUUUUAUCAAUUGGUAGUCUUUCUUGGCGGCUUGAGUUUCUUGACUGAUGUCUGUUGGUCUACAACUUUGAUCUGGAAAUAUCUCCAUAUCUAACAGAUCAAUUGUAAUGCAAUACAUUUCAGACACUUGUGGACCCUAGAGGACGAAUCUAACCAACUGACUCAUCGAACCCCUACAGAAGGAGUUUGCUUUCUUGUCUUGUCCGAAGUAUCUGAAAACACUACUACCUUACUUGUUUGUGUGGCUAUAGCGUACGUGUUUAGACUGUCUGGGGAUGCUCAGGUUGAGUUGGGAAGACAGGUGGUGUGAGAGCUGGACACCCAGCGUGGGUGAGGAUGAAGGAGAGUGGGAGAAGGGGGGGAAGAAGAGGAAUCUCAUUCCCCUCCUGCUGCCACAAACACGCACUUCAAAGAUGGCUUCUGAAGGCUUCCGGCUCCCUCAGUUCUUGUUAUUGUUCACUGAUGAAAACUCAUUUAGUGUAAACUAGUAAUGACAAUUUAGCAGGAACUCAAGUUGUGUAUCUCUUUACAUAACAGGUCAAUGACUGAGUUCUGGGUCCCUUCACCCGGAUAUGGUUUCUGUUUAAUGCACCAGAGUGGCAGGUUGUUUGUUGUUAUUUUACAGCAUCGCCAACUGUAAUGAACAGCCGGGAUGAUGCGCCCCAUGCAGCAUCGAUCCCACACUCUUGCACAGACGGUGGAUGGAAAUUGGUCCUGGUGGGGGAGCAGAGGAGGUGCACACACGCCUGCACCUUCUGUGGACACAUAUGGAUGCGGGAUCAGCGCACAUGUACAUACUGAGAGGGCGAGAGUGUGCGUGUGUGUCCAUGUGUGUGUGAGGGGGCAGUGUGUGUUUAUUGACUCCUGCGGUUGCUGGGUGCUCACUGGACCGAGGAUGAUCUUCUUAUUGGUGACAGUAUGGAGCGUAUAGAGGAGGAGACCUGCUCCCGCGGUGGGCUUUUCUUCCUCUUUGCUGCAGAAAAACUCUUGGAUCUCUUUCACCUCGCCCCAUGUCCUCAGCUGGUGCUCACUGCGGUUGGAGGGAAGCCUCGUAUACAAACUGUAUUAAACCGGGCUGUAAUGCUUCCCCUCCUGCUUCAUUACCACAUGAAUGGUUGCCAUAUUUCAGUAUACUGUGUGGAUACUUUUGGCAAGUCACUCAAAGUCAUUGGCUUUGACACAGUGGGCUAACAAUAGCCUAUAGAGGAGGGGGUCCUUUUUUGUUAGGUUUAAAGCAGUGGUAGAGGGGCAUUUCCUUUAAGAGAAAUCCACAUUUACUACAAAUUAGGACUUAAUUUAGUGGCUUUGGCUGUCACUUUACUAUCCUGUUGUACACUUCAGGUCACUUUAAUACAUCAAAGUAAUGAUUAUAUGAACAGAUAGGCUUUAAAUAAGUAAACAGUAAAGUCAUAAAAGGACAAUAAGCACACAAGACAUAUCAAAGAUAAUCCUCAAGUUAUGGUGCAACAUAAAGAAGAAAGAAUGACACAGUAAGUACAAUUAGAGACCUCUGGAAACAGUGCAGUAAAUACCACAGCCUGUCUUUGCUUUUCAAUCCUGUGAAGUAGAGUUUAUUGUCAACAUCAAGUGAGAUUUCCAGAUCUAGAAGGAGAAGUACAAUGCUCUACAACUUAAGUGUUAUUUCUUUGACGCUGGACUCAUGUUUCAGUCGGUCAAAAUCAUAGUACCCUCACCCAAGAACUCAAAAUCUGAUAACACGACAUUGCAGCAAAUAGAUUUAGAGGCCUAAGAUGAUCAAACAAGUUGUACACAAAUCCCUAAAUUAAGUCAGAUGAAAAGGAACGGCCAAACUGCUGUUUGUUGAUAAAAUCUAUUCACAGUUUACAGAUUGGUUUCCUGGUUUAUUUUUGAUCUUUUAUUAUAUUUGUGGUUUUGCAUAUACACAGCACAGUUCAAAGGGGGAUCAAAAGUGACAUUAAGGUUAAAUCACUUUCCCAGUAACCACUUAAGUAAAUACACCGCUAUCAGAUAUCCUCUUACAAGACCUCUGAUUGUGCCAGGAAUAUAUGAUGUGUUGAACGAUCCAGUUAGGUCCGGUUUGGGAUAGGACUUGUGCACAUUUAGUUACCCAAACAUUGUCACCCUUGCUAGUGUCCAAUAUUGAUAUCAGAUAUUGAUUCAAUAUCAGCAAAAAAACAAAUAUCCGAUUAUAGCAGCCUGCAUCUUAAAUCUCCAAUAUCAGCACUCUGAUACAAGUAGUCUGUUCCAGACUCUGCUCCGGUACUUCUAUCCAGCAUCACCCAGAUCCAGCAUGCAGAGCCCACGUGAUCACAACAACAGUGAGUACUAAAGUACUAACAAAGUAACAAGCAGUAGGAGUGAUGUCGGACGUGUCAAUAUUUUGUUUAAGUCCAAAAAAGAUGUUGUAGCUGAGUGCAAAAUGUUGUGCCAAGUUUGUGCUUACAUCAGAUCAAUAUUGGUCUUGGCCAAUACUGAAGGCUAAAAUAUUUUUGUUAUAUCAGAAGUAAAAAAGUUGUAUCAGGACACUCCCAGUUUUAAGUUGCUCGUAUUAAGUCAUUAAUUUUGUUUAUUUCUUGAGGAAAAAAAGAAAAAGUUGUCUAUAAUAACAGAUAAAAACCCAUAAAAGUCUCAUGUCUGCUCCGGUUUCAUCGUUUGUUGUACUUCUUGUGUCAAAGUCGCCACAUUUUCAGACUGAAGUCAUUACAUGCGGAGUGGAUGUCCUUAAGUACAAGUUUUAAAGAAAUCUGCAAGACAAAAAGAAGUCUGGAUCUGUUGUUCUUUAUUUUUGUUUAGCUCUGUUCAAGUAUAUCACUGAAACAGAAGUCAUGUUGUAACCUGUUAGUAGAACACACUGCUUCUGCUCUGGCUUUUGUGAAGUUUGACUAUUGUUUGUUUGGAAUUGUGUCCGUGAAGGCCUUUCAGUAAAGAAGAAAUACGAUACCCAACACUGCAGGUCCUUAACCUCCGGGCUGGUCUGCUGCCUGUGUGUGGUAAAUCUCUCUCAUUCUACAUGUCUUUUGUUUUCUUUUUUUUUACAGCACUCCCUCUGCCUCUCUCUCUCUCUCCCUCUGUCCUCUUCUUUUUCUCUCCAUCAUCCUCUCUGUUGUCUGUGAGCGUGUUAACACUCCAGCCCUGUCACCGAGCCUCAUGGCACCAUGGAAACCAGUCCCACCAUUCUCUCCCAGUGUGUGUGUGUGUGUCAGGGUCUGAGUGUGUUUGUGUGUUGCUGGGCGGGAUCAGGGUCUUGUUUAGUUUAAAAAAAAAAAGCUGAGGAGAGGUCGUGGCCAUCCCUGUGGGCCUCUUGCUGUAAUUCAUGUAAAUUCCCUUAAGACCCCGGUGGCUUUGUUUUUCCUCAUUGUCCCCUCUGAGCUGGUCGUAUCUUCACUUUGAGAAUAAGUUUUUUUUCUUAAAUGAUUCCUUUGCUCAGCUCCUUUGAUAGUUAAUCAGAUACCUUUAGUUAGUUAUCAUGAUAGUCUUGCUAUUUGAUACUUUGACACCAGACUCUGCACUUUUAUUAUGAAGUUACGGGUUCAGCCAGAGUUAACAAGGAUGAAAUUUAAACAGACGUGAACGAGGACAAACAGAGUGUUUGCCAAAGGACAUUGUUUUUCCUCAGGGUCAUUCUCAAGGUCAUCAAAUUUAAACAAUUAUUGAUCCGCAUGUCUUUGGACGAGUUUCAUUGGAGAACUUAAACAAACAAGCGGUCAAAGAUUGCACAUAGGAAUGCAUCUGCAGCGAACAUAAGAGGAGUAAACCGUCCUUACUUGUCCUUUCAUUCUUCCUCUGAAGUGCCUCCCCACCCUGCCUCGAUAGCCUUGUGAACCCAGCCCCUUAUUCUCCCCGCGAGCCAAUCAUAUUUCACUCCCAUUCAGAUUUCUGAAUAGGAAAGUCCUCGCCCAGAACACCCACUGAUUGACAAAUGCAUGCACACACAGGCAGCACGCAGCUCUAGUCAGGAGGGCCCGGUCUAGACCGCAGCGUGAACUCUGUUCUGCUAAAAAGUUGCCAUUGAAAUAUGCGGUUGCCAUUGAAAUAUUGUUUUUCCAUUGGUGUGCUGACAAAGAGCGAGGAGGGCGCCGGUCCUGUCUCAGUGUGAGUCUGAAGGAGCAAUGGGCUGGCGGGGAUCGCCCAGUGUCUCUGCUCAACAGAGCCAGUGUGCAGAAAUAAUGCCCAUUAGACUUGGUCAAUCACGCCCCUUGCUCAAUGAAAUAUGGCCCUUUCACUCAUUUCAUACCAUAAUCUAUACACCUCCAUGCUAUCCAUCAUCUCUCCUAAAAGAUGUCUGCCACCAAGAAUGCUUUUAUUUAUGAAACUUUUUUUUAAACUAAUAGCUUCUCAUGCAGUGAUGUGAGAUGCUGAGAAAGCUGCUUUAAGGGGUGAGUUAUGUUUACACAGGGGAUGGCUGAAGCUGUUCAUUAGAAAAUUAAAGUGGAAUUCAGAGUCAGAGGUUUCAUGUCUGCUGACCGCCAACGAAGCUGUGACACUCCUUGGACUGAUGGUUUCAUCAUGGUGAGUGGGUGGAAAUUCUAUGCCAGCAGUAACAUGCAAUAAUAUAAGAGUCAUGAGGCUAUUGAACCUGCUGGUGCAGACAGGAUUCAUGUGCCUCAGUGGCUAUCCGUCAACGUGCAAAGAAAACUGAUGAAGUAAAAUCAAGUUAUCAGUGGGAGGAAAAUACUCUGAUUUUUCACUGAAUGGGGCACUUUUUAGUGAGCAAUGUAUACUGAUGUUUUAUGUUUUAAACUUGCAGAUUAGAUUUUAUCUUUAACAGCUUCUAUCCAGAACUGUUGCAUUCCAUAUAAGCUUGCUUGCACUCUUCUACCCCGUCUUUACUGGUAUUUUACAAGAAGAAAAAAAUUAUUCCCACCUGUAGGGCUGGGCGAUACGGCCUCAAAUCAAUAUCACGGUAUAUUGCUCACCCCCUUCCACAUUAACUUCAUCUGCUUCAGCCGCUCCAACUUUUGAACCGUCCUCCAUCUCCUCACCUGUCUUUCCCUCCUUGUUUUGGACUGGAUGGGGUGGAGUCACGUCUCUGAUGUAGGACAGCGUCUUAAAGGAACAUGAGACCAUAACUUAUUUACACACAUCCAAAACCAACCUUUAUUUAUUUUUUUUUUUUUGAGACAGAAUAUACUGACAUGGGCAAAAUGACGUUGGUUAUUGUUAUAACUUGCGGUAUCAGUAAAAUUUCGGUUUAUCGCCCAGCCCUACCCACCUGCUUUAUCCAGGUAUGUUAGUUCAGCUGUUGAAAAGUUUGAUAUAGAGUGAUUGUAGUCAUACUAAUCUGUUAAUAUGUUUUUUUUUAAUUCUAGUUUUUAGUGGGACUAAGGCAAUAUAUCAAUUUUUUGGAAACAUGUGAACUCACUUUAAAAGAACCUUUACCAGGAUGCAAAAUGAGCUAUUUUGAGUAUAGAUUGUGCGUUUAAACUGUGUGUCCUGUUGCUGUGCAUACAUGCAUGUGCAUCUAUGUGUACCAAACAAAACAGAAACACACACACUUUUGUAGCAAUGCAACACUUCAACAAUCUCCAUUUCAAGUUAUGCAUAUAUAAACCCUUAUCCAGUGGCUGAUCACUGCUGCAGAGAUUACAUUAAUGUAUACCUAAGUUUGGUACUUCAGAGGUGUAUUUAGUUACAGUACUCGAAUGAAUGUACUUGGUUACAUUUCAGCAUUGCAGUCUACAUGUUUUUUUGCACAUCGGGGUCUAAAUCAUUGUUUAGCUUAGUGGAUUUUAUGCUUUGAGGCUGAUUAUGUUACAUUUUGUGGGCUUUUGUAGUGGGAGCAGUAUUAUUUAGGGCCGGGCUCACAGAAUAGAGACACUUUCAAAGGGAGAGCUCCCACCAUUGUUGCCCUCUGCAACCAUAGCUAACGGAUGUCAAAAGACCUCUCUCACGUCUAUUCUUUUAAAAUGGGUUGCAAUAAUACCAGAGAGGAGUCGGCAAUAAAUAAGCCUCCCUUUACUGAGUCAACUAGAUUAGAUUGCAUGGGGGACAUCUGUGGAGUGUAGGUGAACACUUUCUCUGUAUGGGAAAGGAAGUCCUUAGGAUGUGCCUUCAGGCUUCUUCCUUUCAUUUGAGAAGCUCUGCUGCUUUUACUACACCUCCACCCUCUAUUGAGAGUGUAGAUGCUGAAUUGACUGGAGCACAAUCGGGGCUGCUGACAGUUUUUUUUUUUUACUGUACACUGGAAGCCAUUAAAAGAAACAUGCAAUUAUAAUGUCAAUUUUUGUCUUUCAUUCUCUGCCAAAAUUCGUAUCCCAGGAUGUCGGGAUCUGUCAUCUCUUCAUCCUGCUGACAAGUUUGAUCCAAAACAAAUAACCUUUCUGAAUUAUUUAUUGCUCUUGUCCAAACAUGUGUAAAGAAAAAAACUCACCCGGUAACUUUGUAGAUUGGGUUCAGCUGUUCAGAUGAUACCAGGAAAUGUUUAACCCCUAUUGUACAAAGACAAAAGGUUGUUUUAAUCCCACUGUGAGAGGAGGGAGGAGGAGAGGGGCUGGGGGGAGGGGGAGGAGGGGGUUGUGGGUGUGUUGGUUGGAGGGGUGUUGGGUGAUUUUGUGCAAGGGAAUUGGCUCCUCUCUCUUUGCUGUCAGUCAGUUUCAGCAGACACAUCGAGGAAUACGCAGCGAAACGGGAUUAUGAGGAGUGAACUUUGCUCUCACACGGCGGACACACACACACUGAGAGGACUUACUCACACUGACACAUACAGAGGUAAAGGUGAUGUAUUCACUCUUUUGUUAGUGAGAAUUUAGGACAUAUAACCGCAGAUUAAUGCUUUGGAGGGAGAGGAUAGCAUGUGAUGUUCUUGGUGAUCUGCAGGUGGAAGUUCAGGUCGACUGGAUUUGAUAUUUAUAUACGAUCAAGUUAUUUUUAAGUAGGAAAACAUCUCAUGUUAAGGUAAAAUUAUAAUUUCUUUUCUUUGAACAUAAUAAUAUACUUUUAAAUGAUUGACUUUUUAAGGGUGGUUGUUGUUUUGUACUCGGAUAUCCUAGCAAUGAGAGAUUUUCAUCAUUUUUCAUCUUUUAUGAUGGGCUCAAUGAGGAGCUGAAACGUUUACUCGCUUUGACAGAGAAUUAAGCAAACAACUUUUUUAAUCAUUAAUUAAAGAUUUCGAGGUUUGUUUUUAUAAGCAGAAGUGUCAAGAUUUAUCCACUCUAACUUUACAAUUUGUGAACACUGGCUGCUUUUCAUCCUUUUAUGUUGGUGUAAUUGAACGUCUCAGGGCUGUGCAGAGUUUGUGAGACACAUGAAAGUGUUUCCUUGAACAUUUUUAAACAGUUUUUAAAAGGCUACUAACAAAUUAAACUGAUUAACAAAUUAUCUGUGCGUACUCAAACAAGGACGACAAUUUCAGACAUUUGAUCUCAUAGAUAAACCUAAUUGGUGUCUUCUUGGCCCGAGAUGACAGAUGAGGAUAUUUCUUACAGUGUGGUAAAAUAACCUCAGCACACAUUUUGUGCAGUGUGACCUUCAUAAUGACUCUCUUCCUCCAGUAAUCAGCUUUAUAACAAACAUUUUCAUGGAGACUUCCCUGCUCUUGCAUAUCAACACACCAUCCCUAUCCUGCUGAAUCUCAGCGUACCUUUCGCGUAAGUGUGUGAGAGUGGCUCUGUGUGGCUGCGAGCCGUGUCCCCUAAUGUAAAUUCAUGGUUGGGGAAGAGCGUGUUCCGGCUCUAAUUAUUUCUCCCCUCUUUGGCGGUAAUGAUGCUUCAUCGGGAGAGCCGUAUCGUCUGCCGCCACACUCUGCCUCUCAUUAGGAAAGAGUCUAAAAUUAAACCCACAGGCCACUACGCUGGAGCUGAGCUGCCUUCCCUUGUCUGAGGACACACACACGCACGCACACAAUCAUAUCCACACUCACACAUACACACAUCAAAACAACACAGCCUCGAGGAGAAAAGCAACAGACCCUCAUUAGAGGAUGGUGUGACAGUUUGGUACCUGGCAUUAUCUGCUAUGAGCCUCAUGCAGAGUGAGGACAUCUCACUUUACUGUACCCACAUUCAGCUGUGCCAUAAUUGAUAUAAUGAAACUAAUGACUCUAUAUUCUUAUCGCUAUAUAGGAGCUUUAAAUGUCCAAUUAUAACCUGGCUCUACAUGCAGCAUUGACAUGUGCAGUGAAAAGAAAAGAACAGCAUGAAUUCAUCUAUUUAAAAUAAAUUCUUUCCUUAUCUGUUUAUACAUCUGAAUAUAAAAUGAUACAAAUGCAUUUUGCAUCCAAGGUAACUCAUUUGUUGCUGCAGUUUUUGGUGUAACAAGCUCAAACAACAACAGCGAUGUAUUGUUGUCUUUUGAUGUUUUAAUAGAUAACAUGCUAGCAAAUGGUCAUUUAUUUUGACACCCUGCAGACUAGCGUACUGGUAGAGUUGAUGUGAAGUACUGUGUACUUCCUGUCCAUAACUGUAUGUCCGGUGUGUUACUGAUGUUGAAAUCUAUCUAGUGCUCAGAUUAAUGUCUUAUCAGUUAAUAAAUGUCCCGCUAUGCUCGCCAGCUAGUUGGCAUCUCUCUGUCUGACAUUUGAUGCUAGGUAAGAAAUACAGUAUUACUUGGGGGUAAAAAGCAAAAACAAUAAGAUUAAAAACACUAAUUGGAAUAGACUUUGAUAUAGGAUGUCACAUGUAUGUUUUAUAAAUCACAAUUAAUUACAGAAUUGCAACAGUUCCAUGAAAUUAAUGACAUUUUAAGUUUUUUUUUUUAAUUCCUCAAUUUUUGCAUUUCCAAACAGUUUUUAAGUCAAUAAAAGAGCGUUUAAGUGUUUCAUAGGUUUCACUAUAGGUCCGUAUUGGUUCCCCCACUCCAGAAUAGUACUAUGCCAACCUCUGUGUUGGUGCCAGUCUGAUUAACUGCAACUGUAUCCCUAGGUUUAAGGUGGUAAUUCCAACUUCCAGUGCUUUAGUGAGAUUUUUACUCAUUUUGACACAAAGUGCAUAUUAUUUUUGACAUGUUACCCAAGCCAGCUGAGAAAAAGCUAUGAAAUCGACAGUUUAAAAGCACAGUGGUUUCAUUACUUUAUAAUCAAGGCAGCUGCAAGAAGCAGGAAGAUGCUGCAGAAGCUUUACUACGAUGUGCCGAAGGGACAAAUUAGAACAGGAUUUGAACUGUAGUGUGAUUAAGACAUUGUUGGUUCACACAGUCAUUUGAUCAGUUUAUAAUAUAUUGAAAAAGGCAGCUUUAAGUCACGGUUGUAUUUCAACAUAUGUAUCCUCUGUCUAUAAACUUAUGGUACCUUUUUAUAGUAUAAUUUUUAACUCUUUCAGAUUCUGUAUGUUCAUUAUUAACAACCAUGUAUCCACCUAUGUGAAGGAAUGUGUCUCAAAACAAGCAGCUAAACUUGAAGCUAAGGCAACUUUUCCGAAGUUUAAGGGUCUUUCUCCUUACAGUCUCUGUAAAAGUUGUCCUUUUCCACAUUGGGAUCUGUGGGUAUUUCAUUUUGAGCAGUAUACAAACAUACAGACUUUGCCAUUGCUGCUCUGGUUGUUUAUAAAAUAGCCCAGCAGUGUUCAGUUGUUUUCUGGUCCUGAAUAAAUCUUUAGAUAAGGUUCCUGCCUGUGCCUCCUGGUGCUGAUAUUGACCAUCAGACGAAAACAUCCCACUAUCAACCUUUCUCAUCGACAUAAGUUGUGUUAGUUUAUAUUCCUUGGAGACUGAGCUGUCUUUUUGUUAGUCAGGCACCAGAACACUCCCGGAGGUUUUGAGGGCACCACGUGUCUCUCACUCAGAGGUGUUUUGUAGUCCUUCUCCAUGCCCACCGUCAGCAUCUCAUCCAUUUAUUUCCAGUCUUGGUUCUCUGUCCCUCUUCUUAUCACCAUGGCAGCAGAGCUGGACUGAGCCCGGCUUGACUCUGUGGGGUCUGAGGUGCAGAGGUGGGGUGGCGGGAUGUCUGGCUCGAUGUCACGGGGGGGGAGGCUGCUUUUGAUGGGAUCAGCCUUCAACUCGUUCAAACAGGAUGUGGAAAGGUCAUUUUGCUGCUGUGUUUUAUUCAUGGAUCGCAGCUGUAGUCAGCUGUUUCUCUGCUAUAGAAACACACAGUUACACAUAAUUAUGAGCCUGAUCCUGCAAGACUGAAGCGCUGCCUUGACAUAUUGAUGCAAGGUCGGUAAUGGGGUUAGCAGUGAUACAACCUGAUGCUGUAAAUGCAACAUGCAUGUCAGUGAUUCUGUAAAUCUGGAUCUAGAUCUGCGUUUCAAGGCCAGAUUUGUUGGUACAAAAAUCAAAGUUAAUGAAGCUAGCGGGAGACUGAAAUGAAAAAAUACUUUGAAAGACGAAUAAUGACAAGCAUAGUGUGAAGACGCCGCAAAAUUGAGUUUUACACAGUGUAAAAAAACCCCGAAGAACCCACAGCUGUUAUUCCUGUGACGGUGAUUAUAACAUAAAACCAUAGUUAACAUUCAUAGCCGUGCAGAAAAGCAGUGUGUGUAUCUAACCGGGUGGAAACAGCGGCCGCUCUCAACGAGGCCUCCACAUUCUUAUUUGGAGCAGCAGACUGAAGUCGAUAAGCCUUUGCUAGAAGUAAAUUGGAUUGGCUGCUUCAAUCAUUUUGCCCAUCGAUUCCGGCAGGUGAGACCCUGUUCAGUGUGACUGUGUUUGAGGAUCAGAACUAAAAUUGAGGCGGCAAGAAGGUGGAAAAGAGAAAAGACGUAAUGUAAGAAGAUUAUUAGAGUGGAGGGGGAAAAAGAGACAGGGUGGGUCUAGACAGGAGGACAUCAGAGUCUUUCCAGACCUGUGACCCCAUUCUCACUGUGAGGAUUUAUCACUUCAUGAUAUGUCAAGUGAGAAAAUGACAUGUCUUCACUAACAUGUAUUUCUACUUCGAUUUGAAGAACAUGGCUUGCAGAAAGCUGUGUCUGUUUUUAUUGGAAAUAUGUCAGCACAUGUAUUUAUCGUCUCAUGGAUGUUUGGAGGCUUCUGACCUCAAGGCAAAAACUCUUGGACAGGCGAAAAGGGAAAAGAGACAUAGCUUGAUGGAAAGGAGAAGAGAUGAUAUGGACACGGGGAGAGGAAAUAACAGCAGAGUUACACAGACUUUUGUUGCAACUCAGCAAGGUGAGGAGAAAUGGAUUUAAAAUGGAUGAAUUCACCCAAACACAGUCAGUUUUACUAAUUCCUUUGUAGGCAAACACAAUAUCAAUUUUAGAAAUCCCCCAAGGCUGUUUGCAUGUUAUGUAACUCAACACUGUGUCCUUUUCUGACUGAACUCUGAGAUAGAAGAAGAGAGAUAAGUAGAGACGGGAGAGGAGGGAUUUGGCAGAGGGAAGGAAAGCAGAGGAUGGCUGAAAGGGCAGAAAAAAGAAGAGAGGGAUAAAGGAAAAGGACAGGGAAGGUUAGGAUGAGGUAUCUUUGACUUUUUUUUUAUUGCCCUCAGGCCUUUACUAAGAUACCAAACUCUCAGGGUCACACACAACCUGCUAAAAGAGAUAGUCUUUUGUCUUUUUUUUGAACAUGGGCAAUAGAUGAAUUGUGAGUUCUUUCCAGGAGGACAAACAAGACGUACACCUAAACUCUGUGAGAUGCUACAAUAUUAGUAUAAGUAUCUACCUACAGCACAGUCUGGUACUGCAGUAUCAGGUAUCAAAUCAAUUGAUCUGCCUCCUAAAAAUCAACUAUUUUGUAUUCAACUUCGCAUGUAUUGAUAACAUGAGACAGCAGUGUGGUGCUGCAGUGAGUGCAGUGUUGAUCAAGGUUAAAAAAAUGUUUCUACUUUCCAUGUUUGGGACAAGCUAACAGUUAGCAGAUGCUGCACAAUGUAGUCUCUUAUAAUUAGAAAAAAAAACUGUGAUUGAGAGAGAAAACAGCUGAAGAAACCGCAUCUGUUAUUGUUUUUUUUUUUUUAUGUACAUCAGAGACCAUCCCUGUUCACGAUUUCCUGUCAUUUGAAAAGAAAUUAAAAUUCCAACCAACCAACAAAACUGAGCAAAACUUACUCAACAUGUCUUGAAGAGUUAUUACCUCAUCUUGGGGUAAACUAAUUAAAUUGGUUGUUUUUUACACUGAAUACUGUCAAACCGUGACAAGCGGUUUCUGUCAUCUGUUCUUGUUCACACCCGAAUAGAAGAGCUUUAUAGCAUUAAAGCAAGAGUCAUUAACCAGAGCUCCAGUCUGGGCAGAUGUGCUUUGGUUUAGAUGUAACAUAUGACCAUGAAUUUGCUUUGACUGUUUAGCUGACUCAUUCUGGUGCCAUGUGGCGAUAGUGACAGUUUUAAAACAUUUCCCUAGUUUACAUUUUUUGUAACUGUGCAGAAUGAUCAAAACUAGUAAUUUUAGGUGGAAAUAAAGGUAAUCCGAGUGUUUUUACCCUCUGUGACGUGUAUUACUUUUACUUUCUCUGUCUCAUAAUGGCAGAGAGCAAACUAAUCAAGUUAGAACAAUCCAUGAUGAGGAGUCUGGCACAUUUUGCCUCCGCCUGUUGACACUGUGAACUUUAGUUCCUUUUUUGUUUAACAUCAAAACAGGACCUGGAAGGAUGCAUAGUCCAUACCCAGGUUUGUGUAAUGCUAAACAGGUGUAGAAGUUCCUUGUUUAAGAUCUUCCCCUGGAGCACAAGGUGCCAUCUUAGGGACUUUAGUCUAUUAUUAAAAUGUCUCAGGAGUUACUCAAGUCAACCACCAUGAAUGGUUAAAAAUCAUCCUCAGUCAGGACCCCUACACUUUGAGUCAGGGUCCCCCUCACCUGCAGGGGUUCUGAUUUCUGUAACACCCCGUCACUUCACUUGAUCCCUAACUCAUUACUCUUGGAUUAGUCGGACACACAACAUUAGGUCUAGAUAUCAGAGAGAGUGCAGAAAUGGACCAUCUUUAAGAACAGUGGUUUAAUAAAGUGUUUAUAAUUUAAAUUAUUAUUGAUUUCAUGUGUGGCCCUGACCCUUGUAGAUCCAGAAGUACAAGUGGGUUUUUUCUGUGGUGGGUCACAGAAUAGGGUUUCUGCAUCAGGAGUGAGAGCUAAAUAAAGACAAUUUGAAACAGAGGAGCAGAUGAGUGAAAAAGGGACAAGACAACAGUAGAUGUGAGGGAAAAGAGGCGAGGAGAGAGAGAAGAACCGAGGAGUACACAAAACAAGAUCAGGAGACUGAGACAAAACAAGCAGAGAGACUCUGGGAGGAGAUGUGACUCUCCUCCAGCUCACAGCCACAGGCUUUUGUGUCUAUCACUUUGGAUUACACACUCCAACUUCUCCAAAUCCAUGUUCACACUUUAGUUUACACAGCUCUGUUGUUUUCCGCUGCAGCUCGUCACAGUGGUUUGUUUUUCACAGUGUUUUAAGAGCGUUUCCGAAGAGUCAACACGCUCAGGGGUGAUUAUGCAUUAACAGAAAUAUCUUCUGUCGGAGGAGAUAAUGUUUGAUGAGACCAGGAGAUUUCCUGGUGUGUAAUCUGGGGCAUGACGGUGACAGAGCAAGAAGCAAGAGUCUUUCAAUAUGAACAGGAUUUUAGCAGAUUUUGAGAUCCAAACAUGGAGGAGAAGGCCUUUGGUGAUCUCAGAUAUGUAGGGGGAGAUGCAAAAUCUCCCUCGAAAAUCUUCGGACGAGAUUUAUUUCUUCUCUGGUUGGUUGUUGAGUGUCAAUCAUGUCCUCAAAAGGGGAGCAGAGGAGUCUAGACUAAAUGUUAAACCUGUUGUUCCUUUUCUUUCCAACAAGAUUGAAGACAACCCCAGAGGGAGAAGAAGAAGAAGAAGCAGACUGCUAACCAGGGAGGAGGAGGCGAGAGGGAGACUUGGAUUCGUUGGUAAGUUGGAACCCUUUCUGUCAAACUCUGAUCCAUUUUUCCCAACAACAUCAUUUUCCAAAACAGUGUGAACUUCCGACUUCCCAGAAUCAAACGCUCUUGUUCUUCUCAGAGGCAUUUCCCCUCCCUAAGGAUGCGAACACACACACAAAUGUCAGCCUGUUUGCAAUUCCUGGCGAGUGUCUCCAGCCCAAAUAUCUUCAUCUAUGAUACUGUGUCAAUAAUAACACUCUCUGUGGAGCUGCUGAGUCCCUUAACAACUACCCGGCCUUUCCACCGUUUUGACUCGCCCCCUUCUUUUUUGUCUCUGUUGAGAGGCCUGCUCCUUUAUCCUCGCUGUAAGGCAAAGGUCACCGCUUGCUUGAUUGGCAUCCAUCCACUGGCAAAGUGUCGGCGGCCAUUUUGGCAGCAAGGUUUGGCAGGGGAUGCAAAAAAACAACACUGUUUUUCUAGCAUCCAACUGUCUUUUUGAUGCAUAUGGCUGUCAAGGUAACACUGUCUCUCAGUGGGCGUCAAUACUCCAAAAUCACAAAAUAGCACUUAGAGCCUGAGUUGAGCCUGCUCCUCUCUAUCGACUCAUGAUGGAGCAAUUUAGAGGGAGAAAAUUUACUAAUGGUAGCUGCACAAUUAGGAGCUAAAGUACCUCCCUUUAGCACAAGGUCUCAGCGUGCAUUAAAGCCAGGAGGAUUACCUCUCAGGGGUUUAUUUUUUUGAAGUGAACCUCAGUAACCUUUGGCUCGUUCUCUCAUGCUGUGGUGCUGAGAGUGAGUCUGUGAUUCAGCAGGGAGUUGAUCUAAUGCUCUGUGAGAGGAGGUGACAUGGUGUGAUGUGUGUCCACCGCUCAGCUGAGUGUGAAGGGGAAGGAGCUCACCUCGCCACUCGUAGCCAAGCUGAGCCGGGCGGAGGGGCGUAAAUGAGGCUUCACGCACAGCCGAGUGAAGAGUUAAGGGACUCUGAUGGCUCUGAGCUCAUCCGCCUCCGCUGUGGGUGCUACGCUUGUUUUAUUUUGGGACGACAGGGGGGUUUCUCGCUCUCAUCGGUUCCUUCUUGAUGUGCCUAUUUCUAUCUUUUAUUUGUCUCUGAAUCUCUUUUCUCUCUCUCCUCACUGUAUCACCGCCUCGCUGUGGACGUCAGCUGUUGUUGUGAGGGUGUGCUGCAGGCCAGAGAGGCUGAAUCCACAGUUUUCCAUGCCUCACUCACAGAGGGCCACACUCAGGAGCUGUGGACUGUAUCUAGGGUUCAAACACAGCCAGGCGUGAAGCUGGGCUUUGUGAGCAGCUGCAUUCAGGUCCCUGGCUCUUCAAUAGAAGGCUGCAGAGGUUUCUGUUUACCUCCACAGUGUUGUCUCUCACAGGUUUCUCUCUCACGUGACUGUGCUGUUAUUGUUUGUGUUUGUAUGUUUUAAUGGCGCAGGCUGGGAAAUAGUCCCUGCUGUACAUGAGUGUAGAUUGACUGUAAAUCUGUGAGACAGAGUUACAUAAUCCGCUAUAUUCUUGUACGGUGCAGUCAGACAGUAUCUGUAAUUGAUGUAUUUUAUUUGACUCUGCUUCUACGCAGCAGGUUUGAAAUGAAAACACGACUAGUAAGCUUGAAAUGUUGACCCUGACUUUUAAAUGCAUUUGAUUGUCGGCCCCCCUGGGUUUUACAUCCUGUGAUUAGUUGAAAAGCAAAAACACUUGACCCUCUUCAGAGCUCGUACUUUUGCAGAAUUCUGCAGGACUGAAAUCGUGACAAAAGGAGUUUCACGACCAAUCUGUGAUUGUCCAGAUCAGCAACCUGACCUCUUUCCAGCUCAUCAUGUGUUUCGCUCUCUGAAGAGCAGACUGUAGGCAGAAAGUCCCUGAAACAAGCAAGAAGUGCAGAUGGCUGCAGUACAAGCCUGGCAGGGAAACACCAGCAAGAUGCCAACAGUCUACUGAAGUCUAUUGGUCGUAAAAUCAGGACAGACAUUUACAAAAAAGGACUGGCUUCCAAAUAUUAAAUAUGAUGAGAGAGUUUUAAGAAAAAACAGAGCUAGCAGCCAAAAGGUGAAAUUGUAGAUGGUUUGUUUUUCAAGUAUUUCCUUCUCACCUGUUUUCCAAGAUCUCUUUCCCUGAAACUUCUUUCUGCUUGUGACUCAUGAGACAGAUUUGGAAACACACCAACAUUGCUAAUGAGAAAUUUAUUAUCAGUUGGUUAUUCAUGCAGUUAUUUUACUAAAUGUCAUAUUUAUUUAGCUUUUUUAUAUAAUUGAAUUGUUCAGGGAGUGCUCAUAUUCAUUAUUCUCUUUUAUGGCUUUUCCCUGUGUAGACAUUUUUCUUGAUGUCAUUUGUUAACUAGUCAGUAAAAUGUUAUGAUUUGUGAAUUUUUCCAUUAAAUUUGGAUUAGAUCAGAUGCAACAAACUCAAUCGUCCCAGAGAGCAAAUUUGUCAUGGGCGAAAUGGCAAAGGAAAGAUGAAGCUUUAGUGCAACUUGAUGUGUUGUAACACAAAACUGGCAACCACACAAACCCAUCAAGAGGAGCAUAUGAAUAUGAAACAGAAAUGAUAAUUUUCCUGAUCGUGUUUGGAUUUGGAGUGCAUAUUUGAAUAUGAUUUUAACUCCUGCACAGUAAUUUAUAGAUGCAUCAGUAAAAACACUUCAAAUAAACUGAGAGCCAGCCUUUUUAAUCUGCAUCAAAGUUGUAUUAAAUUGUCAGAUUAUAGUGCAGAAUAGACUAUUUUGACUGAGUAGUAGAUUUAAAGCAACUGAUUAGGGCUGAGCGAUAUGGCCUUAAAAUCAAUAUCACGUUAUAUUGAGGAGUUCAAGUCGAUAACGAUAAAUGGACAAUAACUUCUCCCGAAGCUUCUAACCCUCUCCCACAUUAACUUUGUCUACUUCAGCCGCCGCUCCAGCCGCUACAACUUUUAAACCAUCCUCCAUCUCCUCACCUGUCUCUCCCUCUUACUCCACCCUGGAUGGGGUGGAGUCACGUCUCAGAUGAAGGACAGCGUCUUAAAGGGACAUGAGACCAGAGCCUACCUACACACAUCCAAAACCAACUUCUAUUUACUUAUUUAUUUAUUUAUUUGACACCAAAUAUAUUGACAUGGGCAAAAUAAUGUCGGUUAUUGUCGUAAAUUUCUGUAUCAGUAAAUUUUUGGUUUAUCACCCGGCCCUACUACUGAUUUCCAGUUUACAAACUGAACUGUCUGGAACAGACCCUCUCAAAUAACCUCUUUUCUAUAAAUAUGUGUGAAUAACGUGAGAGUCUACUUAAAGUAAAGCAGCAGCUCUCUCAUACAUGGUUUGAACUGAAGGCAGUGACAUUACACAGCAGCAGUUCUGAGCUCAGACGAGCUGCAGAUGAGUGGAGGGAUACAUCCAAACGCAGAGGGCCCCUGGGCUGCUCCCAGCACCCACUGUUUUAGAUGAACAUGUCGAGGUAUUUGGAAGGUGUCGCUUUGAUUCCAGCCUGACAAUCCUCUGACGACUCUUUGCGUCAACACUGCUGUCUGCACAUGUUACAUUUAAGAGGGGCUAUGUGCGAGAAAGAGGCCCUGUGUGGACGUGAUGAAGUGGAUUGUGAGUGUGUUUUUCAGUCUCACUGUGGUUGUAUAAGAAGAAGAGACAGGGGGUGCAUAGAGACGAAGCUAAAGUGUCAGAAGGAAGGACAUGAAUAAACAAACAGAUGAAUAGAUGGAUGCAAAGACAGAGAGAGAAUGGGGGGGGCAGUGUGAGAGAGAGAGAGUCUGAGUGAUGUGAGAGAGGUUGGUAAGGCUCGCCCUGAGGGGCUCCCGCUCUCCUUCUCCAUCCCUCAGGCCUGUGGAGAAAGUCGGCUUCAUGCACAAAUGACUCACAAACUGUUCAGCAGACAGCCCGGAGAGUCUGAGCAGACUCUGUUCUAUAUCUGGCUCUCUGCAUCUCCAUUUAUUUUGCUUUCGCAGUUCCUUUCACCUUCCCUCACCUGUGAAACCUUCCUCUAGGCCCUGUUCUUCCUUCACUACUCAUCCUCUGUGUACAAUUAUCUGGCCCAGCACUAAAGAUGAUCUCUAUUCACAGCACUCUAUACAUGUUUAUUUAAACCUUGUUUGUCGGUCUAUUGAGACCUAUUGUGAUAAGUUAGUUUAUGUAGAUUUAAGAAAUGCAGACAAUUCAUCUCUAUAUUUCUACACUUCCAAUUUAUCAUUGACAAAAUAAUAUACUAUCCAUCUUCCCAAGAAUAAGAUGAUACGAGUGAUAGAAGGUGCCUUUGCUUAGCUUUGGCUUUUUGCUAACAGCUAAAGCUAACAGUCUGUUAGCCUAGCUCAAAACUAGCCUGGCUCUAUUCUGCUUUAACACAACUUGUUAUAUUCAAGUUUGGCUUUAAAGGAAAGUUAAUGAAGAUUUAAAUAGGAUAACUUAAGACUAGGAGGCAGUCGUGAAAAGUUAGUCUGCCUCUUUCUCGUUGUUAGCUAACACUCACUAGCUAACAUGUUCAGAUGUUUUUAAAAACAAAUGUAGGCAACUUAACUAAACGAUUUGGUGCUACAGCUUUUGCUGGACAGACCAAAGCUAGCUGUUUCCCUUUGCUUCGGUGUUAUCGCAAAGCAAAAUGGUCUCAAAGCACCAGGUCAGUUUUUAGCAUCCAGGCAUGUGUAGCAGUGUCAGUCUCCUGAUCCAUUUCAUGUUUCUGAGGUGUUGCUGCUAGCUUAAAAUUUAUCAGGGAGCUGGAUGUCUCACCUGAGCUGAAUAAAAUAGACACAUACAGAGAGAAAAGUUAACUGGCCUUGAAGUACAGAUAUUUUUCAGAAAAGAAGUACCCAUAGGUCGCUUGCCUCGAGUGUUUUUAGUCUUGACUUACUCUGGGAGAUCAGAGUAGAAGAAAAUAGCCAAGCUUGUUGUCUCCAUUCAGUGCAAAACUGAGCUAGUCGUAUGCCCUAAAGCCCAUGUUUCCAUUUUCUAUAGCUUCACAGAUUUUCAAAACCACAUAUCCCUAUCUCAAAGUCCAGAGUAGUUGUCCUUGCAUACAGGGGGACUCUUUUUUUUGUUGAACUCUUCCUUACAUUGUAAAUAAGUGCCCAAGGUCUGUUUAGAGAAUCAACGUGGCUUUGUGACAGAGAAGAUUUUCCUCCCAGCGUCAGAAGCUGGUAGGAUCCGUCUGUGGCGAAGGUCCUUCAACAAACCAAAUGAUUUAUGUGGCUGUUAGGCAAAGGUCCUGGUCCAAGGCCAAGUCUAUCUGCUCAUCAAUAUAAACUGGCUGCUCUCCGGGUGUUGCGCUGGAAUACAAAUAGCUGAAUUUAGAUGUAACCCCUCGCUCACCUGCAUCUAGGCCUGUUAUAAUGAGAAAUCUCUCUCAGCACCUGCUGUGAAAGACGGAGAGAGUGAGGUAGAUAUGAAAAGAGAAAACACAAUAAAAUAGAGAACGCUAUAUUUAGACUUUUUGCCUGUUGAUUUCUACCGCCUGGUAAAUUGCAUCAGUGUCUGAUUACUGAACGAUGCAUGUAUUUGAUCACAGUUGGUGACUCAAAGGGAUCUGAAUCCAAAAUGAACCCUGCUCGUCUGUAAACCAGGAUUAUGAGAGUGUCAGUCAAGUGAAUAGAAACAGAAUACCCAACCUUGAUCAUAAAUGAAAGUACCGGAGAGUACACCUGCUAGAAAGCACACAAAUAAACAUCCAUGUUUUGUAUGUCAACAGAAAUAUUUAUUCAGUCUUCAUAUGUUGACAGUAGAGGUUAAGGUUUCGUAGCAGAGACCCUGAGCUCUUAUCUGAUAGAUGUGGUAAUUCAUUCAGCUAUCAUGUUUGACCUCAGAGACACAAAUACACCAUAACAUCCCUGGUCUGCAUCCCUGGAGGCCAGUCCUACAUGCCUUGUCCAGCCAUCAUCCUUGACCUCAUGCACAUGUCUGUUGGUACAGACGCAGGUCCACACACACAAUCCCCACUAAAACUUCACCAAACCAUUAUCCAACACUCAGCGGACUCAGCUACUCUCCUACAUUAGCGCCCAGCCUCAUCCUGUCAAACACAGACACGGGACAGAAGCUGUUGGCGGAAGCUGGGUUUUGACUGUUAGUGUUAAAUGGGAGCAGAGUUUCCUGCAGAUCCUUCACUUGACAGACGAGAGCUGAUGGAGCAGUUCUUGUUGGGGUCGUUAUUUCUGAUGGGGCCAGGGGAUCUGUGAAGAUGGAGUGCUGUUUUUCUGAGCUGGGACUCCCUCUGGGUGAAGAACUCAAACUCUGCAGAUGAUAAAUGUCUGGGGGGAAAUCUGUGAGCAAAAGAAACUUUUUAGCUUUUUCACUGUUGGUUUCAGAUGGUUUUACACCACACGCCUUUCUUUGUAAGGAGUUUUACAACACAUAAGAAUCAUUAGUAUCAUUAAUACUCAGUAGUUGACGUUUUAGCCAUCAUGACCCAUGAGACAGAUAGAAACAUGCUCAGUCAGUCACCACCAGGGGCUUUUUUCACUGCAUUCUUUAAUCUUGAAAAUUCUUUAAUGUCACACAAAAACCAGUGCUUCAAAUAAAAUGAGGUGACCCAAUUACUCACCAAAAAAGCGCACUACCAUUUGCUUAAGGGAGAUGUUAUCUAUCUCAAAGUUAUUACAUAUUUUAGUGAAAUAUCACAAGUUUGUCUUCCUCAGACUUAAUGAGAUCAAAUCCCAUCACAAGUCUUUGAAUUGGGGAAGAUUUAUAAUGAAAUUCACAAUCAGCACUCCUUCAGAUACAGUCAGAGGAGUUUGCUCAAGGCCAACUUUGAUGAAUUGUUCACUUCCCCUGAGUUGUUUGUUGUGUUUAGCAUAUGAAAACAUGACUUGUGAAAUAGAGUGGCCAUAGCUGAAGCCAGUGUAAUCAGAGCUCAUUCAGACUUGGCUGAGAAAGAGUGUUUGGAUCAGUGCAGCUGGCACGCACUUUUAUUUUACUUUAGCAGUGUUUGUGCACGUGUGGGGGGUGUACUCUGGUGAAUAAUGUGUCUGAUUUGGAUCAUAUCCUUUAUGAUCUGUGUGAAUCAAGAGAUAGAAACAUGUCAAAUAUCAAACCCAAGCCAAUCCAAGUCCUUUUACCACUGUUUACAUGGAUAGAAAAUCAAUCAUCUGUAAUGUCAUUAAAAACUGUAGAUUAAAUUCCUUUAGUGGUUUAAUAAGCAAAUGACCAAUAUUUUACAUGCUAAUAUCCUAUGUAAAUAUUACAGACCCACUUUUAUGAGAAAUUAUGACUAAAACUGACUCAAGAUUAAAUCUACCACUUGAUGACACAAACUAUCAUGAAAGACACCUCGUCACUUUGACAGCCACUGCUCUUGCUGGUAUUGCAAGAGUGGUUCCAUACAUAAUGCAGGAAUUAUUCUAAAUAUCCUGCAGGGAGUUUUAACCAGUUAUGACAAAGUCUGAAAUUGAUGCAACUAAAUAACCCACACUGGCAAAGAAAACUGCUUCUCCAAGCUGGAGCCUGUAUAAGAUUAACUGGGUCAAAGAGCAAAACUGUCCCGGUCUGAUUCAUCAAAAUCUGACAUUCUUUUUGGAGAUACCCUUGCAAAUUUGGGUAUCUGCAGGUAUUACAAUAGCAUGGCUCUGAAGUUAAAGAGUCCAGGUGCUAUACUGGCCUACAUGCAGUCCUAACAUGUCAAAAAUAUGACAAAAGAGAGCUUGAACUGUGGAUUAGCUAAGAGGUACACAAGGCAAGAAUAGUACAGUAUUUCACUAACAGGACUCUAGAAAGUAAUCUGCUCCGUUCCCAAACUUUCUCUGUUGAAAUAAGAGGUGAUGCAACACAAUAAUGAAUAAACCCCCGUCCCAACUAUUUCGACAGUGUUGCUCUAAAGUUAAAUAGUGCUCACAUUUUCUCAAAAUAAUAUCAUUAUAUAUUUUUUUUCAGUGUCAACAUUUGAUACGUGGAGUUUUUUCUGUUAAAUAUUGGGUUUAAAUGAUUUCCAAACCAAUUAUUUCUGUUUUUUAAACAUUUUACACAGCCUUCCAUUUUUCCGUUUGUGUAAUUAGGGAUGCAGGAUGAGAUUAAAAAACAGCACACAACCAUCCUAUUAAAAUAAAAACUCUGACUUAACUGUAUCAGAGUUUAAUAAAUAGGGACGUCUGAUGGUUGUUGAAUUAAUUUCUUACUGCCGUUUUCACACAUCAAUAUUGGUGAAACUGUUUCCCUCUGCUGUCCUGUAGUGUCUCUUCUUCAGAAAUGUCUUUGUCUGACCUGUUGCACUGUCAUGCAGGAUCUUUAAUAAGAAUGAAUUCCUCUUGCAGAACUUGUUUAGCAUUUUGGAAGAGUAAACUCCUGAUUGUGUCAUUAAAAAAAGACCGCCAUGAUUUGAUUUUCUCACACUUUGAAAAGGACUAUUGUUUGUGUCCUCUAUGUCUGAAAUUGGAUGGUGAGUCCUUUUAGAGAGCAGUGGAGGGGAAAUGAUUUGUAUUCACCUGCCGUAUCUGAAUGGAGCUGAGGAGGGGCCGAGAAAGAGAGCGAGAAAGUGGGGGGGGAUACUACAUAGUGCCUCCUUUAUGUGAUAAUGGAUUGCUCUGACAUUCACACACAUUGUGCUGUGGUGUGUCUAUCAGUCAAUACUGCCAAACUCGUGAAACGAAUGGCAAAUUUAAACAGAGGCCAUUAGAGAUCUGUCAUGCGCUGACACAUCAGGUGACACAAUCAAGCCAAAAUGGAGAAAUGCAGCACUUACACAUGUAACAUAUGUGUUUUUCCUACAUCCAAUCCAGAAAAUGAAUACUUUUUCUAUCUUUUUUUUAUGUAACUGCACUCUCUUUUAUUGGUCCGGCUGGGCAACUGGAUUCUUCUGUCAGCGGCACAAAGGAGACAAAGUGGAACCGAGGACGGGCAGUAAUGAGCAACUCCUCUUACAGUGUUACAUAUAGAGCAACUGCGGUGCGGGGACGCCUUCAGGAGACAAUGGAGGGUUUUGAGAGGUCUGGAGCCCUCUGAAGCCCCUCUUUGAUUGAGUUUCCUGGCACUGGGAUCCAGUGUUGGGGCUGAUUGUGGAGUGGGAGCAGUGGGUUUUUCGAGGAGGGGGGUUAGGACCCUCCUCUGCGCUGACCUUUCACAGACACAGGUGGGGUGGAGUGGAAGGGGCGAGAGGAGGACGAGGAGGAGGAGGAGGAGGGGAGCGGUAGGAGAGGUCUAUUGUGAUGCUCCGUGAAUGCAGAGGUGGCACUCAAUAACACUAGACCUUGCUGCCUCAGUCCACCUGCCUCGGAUUUUCUCACCGUUACUCUAACACUGGCAAAUAAUGUGCUGAAUAGAGUCAGUUAUCUGAUGUUUGCUGUUGAUUAAAUUGGACAGUAGCAAGCAUAACAAGUUCUCAGCUUGCAAUAUUUAUAAAUUUGUGCAAUAAACAACUCAAAAUUGGGAAAAAAGUAACCCUUGAACUUGUUAUUGUUGUUGAAAUCAUUUUGGAAAAAGGAGAGAAAUUAUGUGUAUUAAAGUCAUGCACUAGACAGAAACAGUGGAGCCAAUAUGCAUUCUUAAGUGCAAGUCAUAAUAGGGCUGGGCAAUAUGGCCUUAAAUCAAUAUCACAUUAUAUUGAGGAGUUCAAGUCGAUAACGAUAAAUGGACAAUAACUACUCCACAAGCUGCUCACCACCUCCCACAUUAACUUCGUCUACUUCAGCCGCCACUCCAGCCGCUACAACUUUUAAACCGUCCUCCAUCUCCUUACAUGUCUUUCCCUCUUUGUUACGGACUGGAUGGGGUGGAGUCACGUCACAUCUUUGACAUAGCCUACCUACACACAUCCAAAACCAACUUUUAUUGGUGUUAUUCAUAAGGUGACACACUUCUUUUACACACCAAAAUUGUGCUUCAACAUGUAGUAGUGCAAUGAUGAGUACUUCAGAGCUUCAGAAACGGUCUGCAAAGUAGCUAUUUUCAAUUCUCUUGAAGCACAGGUGAUGCAAAUAUGAGCAAAACAACACUCCUUUAUCACUGCCUAUUUAAUUGUGCGUUAAUUAAUCCUCCAGGCGUCCACAGGCUAAUGGUAUACUUGGAGCCUUGCUACACAAUGCCUCACUGGUGUUAUUCCUCAGUAUGGCCCUGUCCAAAACCUGAAGCCUCAUCUCCUGUUUUAAAGAAGAGUUCCUCACUGAUGCUAUUCAUAUUAGCUCUACCCCAGACAUCUGGACAGUGAGUGUGGGUCCUGUUGGUAUGUUGAGCCUUACUGCUGAGUAGAAUUAAAGCAUUGGAUUUUGUGUGAAAUUCUGGUACUGGGAAGUUCUUUCUUCACAAAGAAAAUACAUAAAGUGUAAAAGUCAUGCAGCCCUAGUGAGUUUGUCUUUUGAGUUAAAAUACUUUCCUCCUCUUAUUUCUGUAAUUUAUGCUCUUUUUUGAAGACAGUAUCACAAUCUACACUGUGGUAGAUCAAGACAGUUUGAACUCUUGGACAUUUAUAUUUCCCUCCUUUCUAAAUUAGCAACAGCUGUAAAGGCUGAAUUUCACUGCCAUGAAGUCUUGGGGAUAAAAGCCUCAGUUACUCCUAAUUCAUGUUUGAUAAAAUUUCAUAUGUCGGACGCACAAAUUAGGCUUGGUAAUUAAAUUGCAUGUCCUGUCUUUAGAGGCUAUUGGUGGCCUGGUGUUUUAUUCCAACAUCUGUCAUGGAUCAUUCCUCACUCUCUCUCUCUUCCUAGUUUUCUAAUUUAUCCUGCUAUCCGCCCAGUAAAGCCUAAAUAAGGUGUUUUGCGUUUUAGAGGCAAACAUUUUUCUUGGUAUGAUGGCUGUUUAAUCAAAGAGUCAAAGUUCAAGGUCCAAUUUUUUUAAUGAAGAAGUAAUCCAGCAUUGAGUUGCACACUGCGUACAAAGAGGAAUGUAAUUUGAAAAGGACGUCUGUUCUUUUUGAGCACAUUUAACAUUUCUAUGAACUGUUAUCAGAGACUGAAAGAAUAAGAUAUCUUCUCCUUUUAUGCUUUCUGUUACACUUCAGAAUCGUCCAACUCCCUCAUGGUCUAUUCCAGCAUGCCUAAUGCGGCCCCGUCAUGGCCUCGGGGUAAAAAAGAUUUUCCUAAUAAGACUAGACUUUACUGGUCUGUCCACCUGCUACUUUCUCCCCAGCAAAUUACAUGUUCUAGUACCACGCAGCAGUAACAGAUUGUUCCAGCGCACAGUCAGCGUUCACGCUUUGUUAUCUGAUGUUGUCGGCAGAUUUUGCCAGACUGAAUGGUACCAUACAAAGUGCAGACAGCCCUCAAAAAGCCAUCACUGCCUGCCUGUACUGUAUCAGCACUAUUCAGGUUCCACCAGAAGAGUGUUUAUAUACAGUAGUGCUUUUCCAGAAAGGCCCGGGCUGUGUCAACUGUUGACCGGGAGUAAUCACACGUUGACUCUUUUCUCUCGCUAACGUUGCCCACGGGAGCUCCUCUGCUAGAAAUCAUCACGCUGGCUAGUUUUUAAGCAUCUGAGGUGAACAUUUCCUCUGCUGCCGUUCCCACACACUCUUUCCGUGGCACCCCUAAGCUUAAAGUAAACCCCACAUAUUGGCCCCAUCUUGAGAGACCCUUCUCAUGUUGAGAAAUCCAUCCGGUGCAGACAUGGUGGCAAACUGAGAUUCUAAUCAUACCUCUUUUGUUGAGCACAGAGGAGGUUGAGAUGUUUUUCAGGACCGAGCAGAUGUCAAGCGUACAGUUUCACCCUAAGGUUACUCAUGAGAUGACAAAUGGGUCCGGGCCUCUUUGUCCUCCUUUUUUCCUUCCAUACGUCUGUGUUUGAUGAGAGGGUUGACAUCUUUUUGUCAGCAUGGAGAUCUGUGAACACAAGGGUAUCACCAUGGAUACAGAGUGCCCCUCUCAGAGUGCAAUUUUGAGAAGAUCUACUCUGCUAAAAAGUAUAUGGAGUGACCCUAUAUUUAGCUCUAAAGCAUUUUCAUGCAUUUGCUCAAGUAGGAGGAUUAUGGAUGAUGUUGUGCAACUAAAAUAACAGUGUUGGUCUCUGAUUCUGUGUUUGUGUGAUUGUCUCUGUCUGCUUUCUAGAAGGGUUUGCUUAUGUCCCCACAGCAGAUUGAUUUCAUGUUGAUUACUCUUUCGAAACUGUUAUGUUUCUGCAGCUGAAGUGUGUCUUGUGACAGUGUAUGAAGAGGGGUUUUUUUAAGUUCCUUUAGCUAUUCAGACACCAGUUGGAAUACAGUCCUCCCACUCUCCUGCGUUUUUCUCAUUAUAAUGAACUGCUGCUUAGCAUACGAAUAGCUUAAACCAUAACACACUCAUGUGGCGGGCCGGCAUAAUCGAGCUCCAUCUUCAAAAGUCUGGGGUUCAUACGCUGACCUUUGGAAUAAUUUGACAAACAUAAACAGGAAGGAUGCAUUUGCAAAUAGUGAAUUUGAUUCAGAUAUUCAAAAGCAGAACUACUGGGAGAUUUUAAACAUCCCAUUUUUAAAGUGUAAUUACAGUGUCGGGAUUAGCUGUCAGAAAAGGUCGAGGUCAGAUCCUCAGUUGCUCGUUUUGGCUUGUACUUCUGAACUUCUUUAUAAUGAAUGCUUUCUAAAGCGUCUCCACCUUAUCCUCAAACUUCUCCAGUAAUGAACGUCUAAAUAAAUAAGGUCAGAGAAGCACACAAAUACCCUUUAGGGACUUAACUUUUCGCCAACUUGCUGUCAUUAUUGCACUAUUAACUAAUAAUUUAUAGCUUUUGCUGCACUGUGACCUAGAAGAAAGACCUACAAGAGGGGGAAAGAGAGGGCCUCACACAUCCAUCCAAUCAUAAAAAGGCUAUCAGAGGAGGCGCCGCUUAGCGAGGACAUGACAAACCGACCAUAAUGUCAUAUUUAGCUGGCCUGCAAUGAUAAAGAUGAAAGCAAAAUUGCCCUUCGCUUCCAUUCAGGUUGAACAGGCAGGGAUUUCCUCCUCAACACAGCCGUCCCAUCUAGUGGUGCCUCUUCCAUCUGCAUGCUAAAGAGGAGCCUCCUCUCAGAAGUGCCGGCGCCGGCAGUGAUUAGCAUUUGGGCAGAGGGGGACAGAGCGCGAACCCCGGAGUGUUCUUGGCAUGUACAGGGAGGAAGCCAAAUGAAUGCCAAUGUGCGGUGCGCUGUGAAAAGAGGAGGACCAAGCAAAUUGCCGGACACAUUGCAUUAGUAGCAGAUGCCCAUUAGCAUUAAAGGUGGUGGUUGAUUGAUAGCUGGGUCACAAGGUUUUAACAGGAGGAAGCUGCAGCAGGGAUUUAAAACUGUGUCUUCAAAAAAUUAAAGGUACAAAGUGGAAAAAUGUGAAUAUUUAACGAUAUCUAGCAGUUAGAUUUUUAAUUGAAAUGCUCCCUUGCUCACCCCUCAUAUUGGUGAGGUGACAGUCCCCUUUAAAGGCAUGGUUGACGAUCUGAGAAGCAGUUGAAAAAACUGGGCCGUUAUGGUAGAUUUGGAAAACGUGUCCCACCCCCCACACACAAACCUCUCCCCUCUGUGCUCCACGAUAACUCCCUCCCCGAUCCUGUAUCGCCUUCCCCAUGACACACCCCCUCUGGCAGAGCAAGAAGCCGGCUGGCAGAAGAUCCUACACUAGCUUCAAAUAGGAUUCACCAUGUUGGAUUGCUAGUGACUAGCGGCAGUACGCCAACUCUGCUAGCGAGCACUGUCUGCAGCUGCCUGGACAGCUACCGUGUUGAGAUUGCAGAGACUAAUAAGAGUUAUUUUUGUAACACGUGCCACGAUAAAAGGCAAAAAUUACCUGUUCAAUAAAAACUCUGCUGUCUCGGCAUCUGUUUUCAGGCCUGGAUCCUGGUGGAGCUUUCUCCAACACUCAAAGGAUGACCGAAGUCCUCGCUUGGUCACAUUUCCUUUUCGUCUCUGCCCUUUCUUUUGUCGGCUUGCGUUUCCUUACCAAUUUGGCGGUGGAGCAAGCAGAAGUGGGGUUUGUUUUGUGUCCUUUUCCAUCUCAGCCCCUGUAGCUAAGCUGCUACGCUACUUUUAGCUGCUCAGAGCUCGGAGGAGGGCUGGGAGAGUGGGAGGGGACGAGUCCGAACUACGGGGAGAGGGGUGUGUCGAAUACAGCGAGCAGGAGAUUGACCAAUAGGAGCUGUCCGGGACGGAUGGCUCCCAUUGGUCAAUGUUUUUGCAGCCCUGCACCUUCAAGGGUGAACAGAUUUUUUCCAUUCUUUUUUCUCUACACUUUGUUGAGAUCGCACUGCAAGACCAUGAUCUCCAUAUAAAUGAGGUUCAUAAUAUUUACCGAUCUCUCCAACUGUCAACCAUGCCUUUAAGGAUAAGAAGCUUCUAUGGUGCAUGAUAGGUAUGAUCAUCCAUUGGCCAAGUUUUCACCUCCAAAUAGUGGUAUCAACACAAAUUCUUGAUCACAAUCCCUCUACUCAUCCUCCUCUUCAAAACCAUGAAUUUUGAGCUGAUACUCACAAAAUACAAAAAUGCUUGUGUGACUAGUUUGUAGGCUAAGGCUUCUUCUAUGUUAACAAAAACAAAGCAAUUUUUAUAUUUAGGCUGUUGAACUCUAAUUCAAACUUCUUUAGGACUUUACGCUAAAUGCUGUUUUAUCCUACAUACUGCCUACAUUCCCCAUAAUGCACCAUGAGUUUUUUCAUCAGACCUCCCUGCUUGGUGAACCUGCAUGAACUCUGCUUGAGUAGUUUGCUCCUCGUAUUGUUUGUUAAAAAUCUCUCAGACUCUGCGCUCACACUUCAAACUAAGUGCCCCUUCAAAACAUCAUAAAUGGAUUCCACCUCCAUGUUUUGGAGGAUUUUUGAGAGAAACACGAAUGAAGAUAAACGAUGGAUUUAAAGUUCACAGAGCACAUAGAGAAAGGGUUCUCACUUUACUGUCUGGAUAAAAGGGCGCUCGCUUGUUUUUGAGCUGCAGGGUCUUCCUCAAAAACACGACCCCGAUUCAUAUGUUAACCAGCAAUUAUUUGCAUACGGUCCCUCAAUUAUAAAAGCUAAUGAGGAGAUUAUGGGAAACACAUGCUGGAGCCGUCCCGCAGAAUGUCUAUUGUGAUCCUGUAGCUGCUGAUAAAAGGCCUGUGAGAGGUGUUAGUCAAAGUCAGUGAACAUUCAACCUCAUACAUCAAAGCUGUAACUCAUCUCUGCUAAUGUCUAUCCAGUACAUUAGCUGUGAAUCCAAAGCUCAUUUAGACAGCUAGAUGGUAUAAGUAUAACGAUCCUUUUAGCAUCUGCUUUAAAUGACUCACAUAAGACUAUUAAUUAGAAAUGUAACUCCAUAUAUAACACGUGCAAUGUGAAUAAAAUUUGAUUCCUUCAUGAAAUAUCCCCUGCAUCUUUUACACCAAGGCCUUUCAUGAAACCUCCUGCUCCCUAUAGAUGCUUAAUAGCACUGAGGAAUAGGCCCUUAGCCCCGGGCAUGAAUACCAUACAACGAUGUCUUGAACUACAGCACGAGCACCCGGCAGCCUCAGAAAAAUAAACUCUCCCAACCGUAUCCGUUUUCUCAUCACCACCUUCCUGAGAGCCGAGCCAUUCUCAUCAUUAUACCCCCACAUUCAGCCGUCUGUAGGGGAUCCCUGCUGCUCCAUUAAGGCCAUACGGAGGCUCACAAACCUCUGAUUGCAUGAACUAUCAAUAGCGCUGAUUAUAGGAGUUAAUUAGGCGGCUUGGCAUGAGAGAAAGGCUUUCAUUUUCAUCAUAGACGUUAAAAACUGCACAGCACUGAUGCAACAGCAGCUAUCCUGUCACUGUUACAGGGUUGCGUCAGCAUUGUUUGGCACAGGAAAUGGCAAUAUCCUCACUAUUGGGUAGCAUUCAGCGUAUGGAGUAGUACUAUCUGUUGCUGUAAGGGAAUUUCAAUUGGGCUUUCUCCCCGCUGACUGCUAUUCAUUUACACCGUGCUGCGCUCCAAUUCUCAGUGCUCGUGCCCCUGUCAGCUCCAUCUGUGUCCUCAGAGAUGUGUCGACCCUCACGUCCUGCCGAACAACGUGCGUGAAUGCGAGUGUGUGUGUGUCCCGUAUGUGCUACGUCUUUCUGACAUGUGCACAAAACCAAUUAGUUUUGGGAUGGUGAAGUAGCUUGCCAUGGGAAAAUGACAAUGAAGUAAUUGAAGAGGCCGGCUGAAUGAGAGGCCAGACAGCUCAAUGCAGCUGUUACACAAGUGCAGAGUGUUUUCUCCAUGGACGGAAUGAACAGAGAGAAAAGGGAGUUCUAAGUGAAGGUGGUCUUGUGUAGUUGUAGACAGUAAUUAACGUUACAGCUCUUUUAUUUCACUGGCAUUCAUUUUAAGGGAAAAACACAGCUAGUCCUGUAGUCGCAUUAAAAGGUCCUUAACAGUGGUCUUGCAGGCUGUAGCUCAUUUAACACAAAUCCAAUUUGUUUUAGAUCAAAGCAAACCAUUUUGCACUCUGUGCUGCUGCUGUCAAGUAAGAAUAUGUUUUUAAACAUUCACUUUAAUCAUGCCGUUCUUUGCACUGGACAUAAAUCAACUUGCAGACUCUUAAAAUGUGCAAAACGUGUGAACAUCCAGUCAGCAUCAGUGUUUGACUGACAUAUAAAUUCAGCAUAAACAUAAGACUUUAAAAGUUAAUGUAGAUUUGAUGUUUACUGUGAGGGGAUAUUUAACUUCAGGUGCCUUGCAGAAAAGUUUAGCAAAGUUGCACAAAAUGCUCUCAACUCUGGAGCAUGCAGUUCAACUCAUCAGGAACUUAAGCAGGGAGUCUUCUGUACAAUAAGGUUAGGGGCCAUAAAACCCAGUAGUAUUGCUCCAGUGCUGGUACACUCCGUGCACAUACAGCAGAGAUAGGGUUGGAAUUAGGGGUGGGAGAAAAAAUCUAUAUAACAUAGUAUUGCAAUAUUUUGUCUGGUGAUAUAUCGUAUCGUCUCAUUUACCAAUUAUCGAUGUUUCAAAUUAAUUGCUAAUGUGAAGUCAAAUCUUAGAUAAUGGAAAAUUAAAAUCAAUGGUCCAGUGAGGUUGACAGAGGUCACAUCAUAGAGCAGGAGAAAGUUAGUUCAACAAAUAUAUAUAUGGUUUGCAAGAUGUGCUACAUGAAAAUAAAAUACAGUGUAAAUAAGACAAACGUAAAGGAAAGACAAAUGCUAAAUUAGCUAAACAGUUGAAAAAAUUAUAUAAAUCACAAUAUAUUGUAUUGUAAACAUAUCGUAUCGUUGCCAAAGUAUCGUGAUGGUAUUGUAUUGUGGGGCCACGAGUGAUUCCCACCUCUAGUUGAAAUAACGCAAAGAUGACACGACACGACAUGAUAUGAACUUUAAAACUAAUAUUGCUUUAGCAAAGGCAACUAUUUGCGAAAUGUAACAUUAUCAUUUCAAAAAGUUAGUACAUCCUUUGAGCUCUAUGGAGUUCAAACUUGUCAACUGCUGGUCUGGUGCUCUGGCAGUUGUCUUCACGGGAUUGUGUGACUUUUAUAUUGAAUUUCUCAGCAAGACAGUAGCUCUGUUUAUCCUCUCCUUAGCUUUUUUUUCUAUUUUGAAAAAUAACUAGAGAUCCUCCCUGUCGUGUUUCUUUUUAAGAGACAAUUUCCUGUUCGAUAUUAUCUGACGGCUGACAGCUUUUGGCUCAGCACUUCCAGCUGCUCUGUGUUUUUGCCCGGGCCUCAGCAGUCUGCACACCACACUGAGCUUUAUUUACUUUGGCUACUCCAGUUCUGUCAGCGCAAGAUCCAUUGAAAUGUUCAACAAUUGUGAAGUACGACUUUUGAUUGUGUGUCCCCUUGAAGAAUCGUAUAUUCAGAUGAGAAAUGGGCUUCAUAGAGUGGCCUCUUCUUUAAGAUACUGGGAUACUCUUGUUUAUGCGAAGAAUACACUGAUUAUGCGAGAUUUGGCCUUAUCCCAGAUCUGUAAAGUGACGGUUUUAGAGUAAGAGAAUGUAAAUCAAGUGACUUUAUCUGAACAGUGGUGAAGUGUAGUCUGGCUGUCUUUGGUUGUUUUCGUACCCGAUGUUCAGACAGGAUGUCAGGAGUUUUAAGCCCUUGUGGAUAGUUUCCACUUGAGCUUCCACUGUGGGGCCUCUCAUCACUGUAGUUCACGGUAAUAAUGAUUAUAAAACACUUACACUCAGGUGAAUACAGAAUCACAUAUACAGUACACACACCGACCAGCUAGUGCUGAGCUGCUACAUCUCAUUCAGUUGGGAGAUAAAUCCUGGAUGGGGUUCUGGCUCUUUUCCAGAUAAAAACCGCAGGUCUUUGGGGUAUUCACCAUAAAAUGUCAAAUGAGCUCAGUUAUUCACCCACUGUCACAAGCCAUCCUUUUAUAAUGUAACUGCUGCACUGUUGGGAUCAACUGUUGUUCCUUUUUUCUUAUAAAUUAUAGAGAUUUUUAUCACUUUUUACAUUAACAAAAUUGAGCUGGCACUGAGAAUUCAUUACUAUGCAAAACCUUUUAAUUCACCACCGAUGAAUUUUGAGCAAAUUACAUCUGAUUGUAACUUUCUUGAACAGCAAGUUGAAAAUUAAAGUGGGUUUUCAGUUUGUGUGAGUUUAGCUCCCCUGCCUGCAGGCUGCAAAUGAAUUUGAUUAAAUUGCCCCCCUCUAGGAUCUUUUGUGUCAAAUCCCAAGCUGAUGGUGUCCGCAGCUGAGUGAUUGGCCGCCCUGGGCGGAUAGUACAGGCCCUCCCCAGGGAGGUGUUGCUGAAGCCAGGGGCAGCAGACAUUGGCCUCUGUCUCUUCCCGAGCCACCAGGCACCAGCUCUGAAUCAUGACUGCAGGGCAGUGUUAACAAAUACAUCAGUUCCCCAAGGAGGUCCGGGCCUGGGUUUGGCUGCUCGGCUGUGUAGCCGCUGGUCUCAGACUCUAAUGCUUCAUCUGCGGCCCCUGAACCAACUCACAUCCAAAGGCAGGAGGGCAGUACAUGCACGCUCUUCCAUAUUUAAUGGCCUCAAUUUGAUUCCUACUAUCCCGAAUUUGAUGUGCUUUUCUGAUAACACAGCAAAUUAGCCUUCCUGAGCUCUAAACUAAGCUGUGACAUUUUCAUGCUGCACCAACCAGAGGGUGCCUGGGGUAGGACAGACAAGAGAGAUAGAAACAGGUCAGACUGUGGGUAUUUGAAGACAGAAAAGGACGCCUCCCAAAGUUAUUUUUCCUGGUUCUUUUUGCUAAUCAUCUGCAAGCUGUUCUCACAUUUCAUUAAAGUACUGAAUUAUUCUGAUCAUUUCUUUGGACUUAGACUGAAAUAUGCAGAUGAAUAUGAAUUAAAUAGAGCAAAGUCAUUUUGGCUGAGUAGCUAUUACCCUCUGGAGCUCUGGUCAAACUGCAGUGAUUACACUGACAGUGAUUAUUUCAACAUUAGCAUUUUGCUUUUAGCAGUAUUAUAAAAAAAAAAAAAAACUGUAAUUGCAGAGUGAAGGUGUGCUGAGGCAACUCUGAGCUCACUGGCAACAAGAGACCCGGUGAGUUUACUACAGGGCUCCUGUUGUUAGGGUCACCUAAGAUGCUCAAUUGGAACAGAUUUUUCAGUUAUUAAAAAAUUAAGCAAAUAUGAUUUCUACUUUGCCUCUUUUAUGGAAUUUUUUUUAAAUGCUAUUCAAAAAAGUUAGAUUUUGUGUUUGUGCUUGCAUAAAUACUUAAUACUGCCUCUACUAGGGCUGGGUGAUAAAACAAUAAUGAUAUAUAUCGAAAAUUACUUUCCCUUGAUAACAAUAUAAAACAUGACCAAUAUGCUUUUCGAUAGUCGGCAUUCUGCCAUGUUUUGGUAGGCUUUACGAAUAGCCAAUGAAAAGGGGAGUUUCUGCGGGUCAACUUCGCGCUGAACAAAUCAUGUGCUGAAUUACAACCAAGUAAAAAAACAACUGCGUAGUAGCAGGCAGCAGCUACACGCAACCAUAGCGCUUUAACUCCAAAAACAGCUGACCAUUCAUUUUGCUUUAUCCAGCACAACGCCUGGACAUGCUACCAAUAAGCACUGUUAAAAUUCAUUUUUAAUAUCGUGAUACAUAUCAAUAUCGACUGAUAUGAAAAAAAUAUAUUGUGAUAAACUUUUUCCCAUAUCACCCAGCCCUAGGCUCUACAUAAGUAGUUGAGCAAUUCCAGUUGCAAAAGUCUGGACGUGCUCCAGGUUCAAAACAAUACACAGGUUUCUGUUUAUAUCCUGGUUUAUUUGCAGGUCAUCCACCACGCCACGUUAAUGAACAUGUAUCUCAUAAUUGGCCAUUAGUCUGUGGCUAACUUGCCCUUUGUCAGUAUCUGUAUCCUGUAAACAACAUCCUGCUGAACUUUGAUCAUCUGUCUUCAUUGAACAGUGUCGCCUGAGAUGUCAGAGUUCUCAGAUCAGUCCAAUCACUCGCGACGUUUCCCUCUACACACCACUCAUGAAAGAAUGAUGGUUCAGUGUCUGAAAUCUGGCCUCACUGCAAAUCACCUCAGUCAGUCAGUCAGUCAGUCAAUCAAACUGAUGAAGCCAAGAGUGAAAUGGAUGGGGAAGUCGGUGUCCCCAUGUCUGGUCCCUUGGCAUGUCAACUGGCGGCUCAUGUGAUUAAUAUGGCAGAGAGGUCUGAUGGUGGCGGUGGUGAUUAGCCAAGCAAAAUGAGCCCAUGUGGAUCACAUUGGACUGUGUUGGAGAGCUCUGGAUCAAAGGGAUAGCUUCCAGCAAACUGCACUGCAUGACAGCCUACAUUGAUCUGAAGCCUUGGUUAUAUAUGUGUGUCUCUUCUGACAGCCAAUAAACACAAAAAUAAAACUCACAAAACGAGUUUCGUGAUUGAUGGCUGCAGUAACCAUAUGUGCUUUUCAAUCCAGUCAUCCCUCUUCUUCAGACAACCAUCUCUGACCGUCUCUCUCUCUCUCACUUUCUCUCCCUGUAGCUGUGGAUGAACACGUGUCCUCUCACAGUGCAAUAGAGCAGAGAGGCGGGGCAUCGCUGUUUUCCGGGUCAGACCUUUGCGUCACACACGGAUGAUGGAGAGGAGGAGGAUGGAGGCAGCACUGCUGGUGCUGCUCCUGGUACACCUGGUCGCUGCGCUGGAGGUCCCACUAGACCGUAAGGCAACAAAUAGAACAUCACACAACAUAUUUAUGCUCAAGAGAAAUAAGGAGACUAAUUCAGGUUUCAGUAUUUUAUUUCUGAGGAUUUACAGCGAGUCAAUUAACUGAUAAAGUAAAUAAAUGAAAAUCCAUUUGCAUUGGGGCUACUUAUUGAAUUAGCCUUCCAUCUGCAAACUGCAGCUUUUUGAAAGUUGUGUUUUUGCAGCUUUUUCUUUGCCCCAUUUGACAAUAAUUUGGACAAAAUACAGAUAAAAUAUGAAAAUAAAACAUUAUACUCAAAAACAGGUUUAUUUGUUUUCAUGCCAGAAGUUACAUGAGAGUGUAGGUGCCACUGCCCAGCACAUAAGACUUUAUAAAAUUAAAAUAUUUAUCCUCUUAUCUUCCAAAGUUGUUUUCUCUAACUGAACACUGUCACAGUUUAAGGGCCUGUGUCCACUUAUGGUAAUUUUCUGCAUUGGCAGCACCUAUUUUCUAUACAAAGACAACAAAGCUUAACUUUUGGAACACAACCACAGUCAUCUUCGUCAUCCAAUCAAUCAAAGUCAAGAGUGGGUUGGACUUCUGGUAACAACUUUGUCAGCAACAAAGAUGGAGGUCAGUAACACUGGGAGAGAAUUAGACCUCACUUGAUCUGUGGACCGUAGACCUCCCUGAUCUCCCUGAUCUUUUUAGGAUUCCAUUAAAUCCUUAAAAAAAGAAAACAUACAGCAGGUGCCGAGGGGCAGCUUUGUAACCUAGCAACAACUAAUGCUGGUAAGAAGCUGUUUAGAAUUGAGGCGGUAAAGAUGUUGUUAGUGGACACAGGCCCUUACAGCUAAGGUAGCAACUAAAGGUCAGUUGUUGUUUUUAAAUAAUGAUUCAUGAGCUAAGUGGUUUUGAAAAAUCCACUUUAUUUGAGUGAGUCAGACCAGUCCACAACCUGAUUAUAUGCAGCUUGUACGGUACACUUAAUUUGUAGAGAGUGACUCAUGCAGUUGUUCAUUUCUUCCGACUAUCUACCUGUAUACCUAAACUCACUGUCAGUAACAGUUGAUAAUUUAUUAGUGGGGGAAACUAUUCGCCCUCGUUUUGGAGAGUAAAAAGUAUGAGAACCAGUUUCCAUCCUGGUCUCUAAGACCACAUACUGAUGUCACUCAGCUGGCAGAUUUCAGUCUCAUUCUUUGGUUGGAGCUACUGACCGCUGGAGCCUGAAAACGGACCUCCAUUAAACCUUGUGAGAGGCAGAAAUAAUAACACAAGGAGAUUAUUUUUCACCACUAAUGUCUGGUUUUCUUUGCUGUCACAAUUUGUUCUUUCUUGUUUGCUGAUUCUUGGAAAAAAAAAAGUUCUGGAAGGAUGUAAGUCUGAAACUAGUGUGAAUUUCUUGCAGAGGUUGUGCUAGCUGUUUGUUUUUAUGCAGUGCAUCAAAGGUUAUAUUUAAAUGUACAUGACUUGUAUUUUAAAUGCUUUAUGUUUUAAGACUUAAAGUGUGAUUUGGAGUGGGCUUUAGUAUAUAUCGCAUGCUUCGUUUGCUGUUUCUGUGUUUCUGCAGUGGUAGAGUUAUCCCAUAGAGUAAUACUGCAAACAGCAUGAGUUCCCAUACCAUUUGUUUUGCCAUGGUCCAUUAGUUAUUUCCCCAGCUCUGACAGGAAUACAUUAAGCAUCGGAUCAUUACAAUAAAGUGAAAUGUACCCGAGCGUUCUGCAUGCUUUUCUGUUGUUGUUGUUGUUGUUGUUGUUGCACACGGUAUGGGAGCUUUUUUGUGUCUGUCAGCAAACAGCCGUCUGCCUUCAUACAGUGUGGUAAGUCUGCAUGUUAUCAGUAGUGACUGCUUGUGUGGUCAAUACAGCAACAGAAAAGGAAAGCUAAGUUAUGCAGUAAAGGUCAUGAUUGAAUAUUACUCUGUGUCUGAUCUCAAUUAGUGCCGCAGCCGCCGACCAUAACUCACCAAUCCCCCAAGGAUUACAUCAUCGACCCCCGAGAGAACAUUAUAAUCCACUGCGAGGCAAAGGGGAAGCCUCAUCCCAGGUACUGAUCUUUCUGCAUUCAUCGAUCUAUAACUAGAAAUGAAUAUACUAGAAUUUAAUUCAACCUCCACCUGUAAGCCUCAGCUGACAUGAAGUCCCAAGAAAUCUAGUUUAGAAGUCAACCUGUAGAAUUGGUAUUUUGGUUCAACAAUGCUGUAACAGUGUAACACACAAAUGUAUUUGUUGGCACUACACUUUUGUGCUCCUUUAUUAGCAAGCAAACUUACUGAACCAACAUAUUUCAAGUCGAGAAGGUUCACGUUACCCCAACACAACCUCAGCUGUAAAAACCGAGUGUUAUGAAACUCUCAAACAUCCUCUUUGAAGAAGUUUAAAACCAAGUACAGGAAAAUCUUCACCUCUAAAUCUCUGGAAAUGCGCUGCUAAAGCUCCUUGAAUUUAAAUCCUGGGAAUGGCUAUAUGAUAUUAAAUAUUCAUGACUGAGUGUGCAACAUUUAAGGUUAGAAGAAACAGGAAAGAAGGAGAAGAAAACUCUUAGAAUUAUUUUUAGGAAUCUAAGGGCACGAAGAUUCUCUGGAUCAGGAUUGUGGUGGAUAAACUUUAAAUUAUGUGGACUCAAAUGCGGUUAUCUCUGAUUUGGACCUACAAACACGUGACUGACCCUGCUAUAACCUAACCCUGCCCAUUUAAUCCACUGAGAAGUGAGUUGAGGACAAAGCAGUGAAGAAAAUUAAUAUGGGAAACAACAAAAAGAGUUUGAGCUUUGGCAAGGACCUCACUUAUCAAAAGUAAUCCACAAUGUUUGGUUCUUUAUCCCUUUGUCCUUUCUUGUGCCAAGUCCCAAAUAUUAAAAGAUUAAGUUAGAGGUACAAGUUGUUGAACUCGAUGCUGUCCUCAGUCGCCAAUGUCUAAACAGCUCUGGUCUGUCUUUUUCUUUCAGUUUCUCCUGGACAAGAAAUGGGACCCACUUUGACACUGAUGAGGACCCUAACGUCAGCAUGAGGCCCCACUCAGGCACCCUGGUGGUAGACAUAGGCAGAGCAAAAGCCGACCAGUAUGAGAGCGUGUACCAGUGCACAGCCAGGAACAAACAUGGAACUGCUGUUUCCAACAACAUCGUUGUUAGACAAUCCAGUAAGUUCAGCUCAAGUCUGUCAUUUCUAUCACUUCAUUUCUCUUCUCUUAAUGUCAGGCAUAUGUCACAUCUCUCUCACAUCAUUAUUAUUUUCUUUUUUAACAAUAAAGUGGCAUUUUCAGUCAGUACAAGUACUCCUGUAAGGUAAAGGUUGCAUGUUAAAAGCAGCAUGUUCUGCUCAGCAGGCUGUGACAGUAGAUAGAGGUAAUUUACCCUCUUGUAUUUCUCCUUUCGUUUAUCAUCAUCAUUCAGUAAAGCAUCACUCUGUUCAUCUUGCCUCGUCACCUCCGUCAUCUUGUCAGCAACAGUCCAUUAGCGGCCAACGUUUUCUGUCAAAUUACAGGAGACUUCAUCCGCUCAUGUGUUUAUCUUUCUUGAACUAUUCCAGGGUCCCCCUUGUGGUCGAAGGAGAAAAUCAAGCCAAUUGUGGUUCAGGAGGGCGUGUCUCUGGUGUUACCGUGCCGACCCCCAGCUGGCUUACCCCCUCCCAUUAUCUUCUGGAUGGACAAUUGUAAGAGCGCAACAGUGUUUUAGCUUUCAAUAUGAGGAAAAAAACACAUGACAUAGUUCAAAGCUUGUAGUAAGGGAGUAGAGAUUUAUGGGAAAUGUGGUUAAAUGCCACAAUACUGCAGAAAAUAAUGCAGUAUUGCAAUGCUACUUGGUGUUACCUUAGCUCCUUAAGUAGUUUAAUUUCAUGACUUGAUAGUAACUUGAUUGGUCAAAUAUGUCAGCACAUACAGUGACAUGUAUAAGGAUGUUGAUUCGCUGUUCAUUGCAGACUUUCAGAGGCUGCCACAGAGCAACAGGGUGUCCCAGUCCCUCAACGGAGACCUUUACUUCUCCAAUGUUCUCCCAGAGGAUUCCAGGAGCGAUUAUAUCUGCUACGCCCGCUUCCCGUACACACAAACCAUCCAGCAGAAACAGCCAAUCAGCGUCAGGGUCCUCAGCCGUAAGUCUGACCUGAAGUGCAUGUGUGAGGUGAAGAUACAGGAAGUCAAAUGAGCUGGAAGUGAUAUGAGAUAAACACGAGAUUGAGUGAGUGAGUUAUUGUGUAAUAGCUCUGCAUAAGAGUGAGUUCAUUUACAGUAGUGUGUGUCAGCACGAGUGUGUAGGAGGGAAGCAGCAUUUCCUAUCAGUGAUGCCAUCCAGAGAGACGCCAGCGGUCGUCAUCGCCCUGAAAAGACAGAUUGUCAGAGCUCUUAUUGCCCCCGGCUCUAUCUGCCUGACAGGCGUUCAUUUUGUUUCUUCUGCAUACGCACUCUCCACAAACAAAGACUGCUCUCAUUCAGUCGAGUGUUUUACAACUGACAUGGUGACAGGCUGCUUUUACAACCCUCUUAUUACGAUCAUCUCUCAUUUAAAAGUUUUAUUUUUGCACUUUUACUUCUGCACACUCUCAUGUUAAGUUGUUUUUAUUUCUCCUCUGACUUCAUGUGAUGUCGUUUUAUUGGCGUGUUUGAUUUUUUUUUGUUUGUUUCUGUUGUGUUACAGUGGAUGCAAUCAAUGACACAAUGGCAGCUUUUUACAAUGACACUGAUUUAUUUAGUGGUGAGUUUUGGCACCCCCUAGUGUUCACCCUCCCUGACCUAGAGCUCCAAACUCUUGACUUUUUACCCACUAACAUGCACCCUUUAAUCCAGCAACUCAACCCAGCUUGUUCACACAGUCACAGGGGGUGGGAUCUGGCACCCUCUGUUGUUUACCCCUAGAAAUGGAACAUCAGACACCGACUUUUACCCAUUUCCACUAACCCUUCAAUCUAAGAGUCACAGUAAAUUCUCUUCCCUUCUUCACUCCUAUUCUGUCCGAUCAUCGCUCUGUUAAUAAGUAAUCAUUUUCCUCUGUCUUAAACUGCAGCAGCAUGGGGUUUUCCAUAUUUAAUAUGCAGUUUUUAGAUAUUACAAGACAUCUGAGCAGCUUUGAAAUUAAACUUCAAAUCUAAGCUGAACUUGAUCUAACACAUUAAUUUGUGAAAAUCUUCCUCUUUAAUUGCUUUUUGGGUUCUUUUAUUACCCUCUAAAUCACUUUUCCUCCAAUGCCCUGCUGAUUUUUAUAGCAACAGCUAUCUCUUGGUUCACCUCUUUGCCAUAAUUCAUUUUCACCUCUUUAAUUUCUCAUCUCUUAGAAGAUCCUCUUUCUGUCUAAAUGUCUAAAAUAUACAACAGUGGCUAAAUAAAUACUUUAAAUGCAAACAGUUAAAUCCUCAUAAAUAUGCUCCAGGGAAUUAACUCAUCAUUAUCGCCACAAAGUUUAGAUCGAUUUUGUUAUCAGACGUUUGUAUCAUUUCAGACGGAGGAAAAGAUGUUUUAUCUCUCUAUUUAUUAGUUCUCUAUUAGGCUUAUUUUAAUGUUUCUUAUAACCCUAGAGGGCUGUUAAUUUGGAUAAACAGCCACAGAAAGCAGUGCAAUAAAACAAAGAGAUGACUAUAAAAUUUACAUCCAACCAUUAAAUCCAGAAUUGUGGUCUGUACUAAAGAGGCUCAGUACCCGUGCGUUGACUUGUAGGAGAGGCUUUAUUAUACCACAGAGUAAAACAAGACAGAGUUGUCAUCAUGUAGAGCCGGAAAGAGGCGGUAAUAUUUUUUCCUUUAUGAAUCUGUGUGUGACUACAGACGACCCAGCGGACGAGAGGAGGCCAACCUUCCUCGUCCCAUCUGGCCCCUCCAGCUCCAAGACCGUGCUGAGAGGACAGGUGCUGGAGAUGGAGUGCAUCGCCGAAGGACUGUAAGUGAAAGAAUCCGCCGUUACUUCAGCUCUGAAAGCCCCCAAGUGCCCACCUGCUCGAGUGUCAUCAUCGCUCUUUGUCUCUUCCGUCUGUCUCCCUCUGAAUCCAGGCCCACCCCGGAUAUCUCCUGGACCAAAGUGAGCGGCGAGCUCCCUGCCAAGCGCACACACUUCCUGCACUACCAGAGGACCCUCCGCAUUGUGAACGUGUCGGAAUCAGACGCGGGAGAUUACCGCUGCACCGCCAGGAAUAAGCUCGGCUCGGUGCACCACAACAUUCACAUCAUGGUCAAAGGUUUGUCAGUGAUAAAAGAAGAUUAAAACUCAUCAGGACACUCAUUCAUCCCCUCCCUCUUCUGUCUCUUCUUCCUCCUUCUGUCUCAUAAUUGAUUUAUGCACAGAUGCCAACAGGGGUGGCGUGUUCAGUGAUUAAUUCUCUAGCCCACUGCUGCACUCUGCUCUAUUUUCAGCCGCUCCAUAUUGGAUCAGUGGAGCGCCGAAAAAUCUUGUUCUGGCUCCAGGAGAGAACGGGGUGCUGACCUGCAGGGCUAGUGGCACGCCCAAGCCCUCCAUCAGCUGGGCCAUGAACGGCAUCCCUAUAGAGAGUGAGUUCAACCUGUUCCUCCUCACAGGAACUCACCCGGCUAAUAAAAGAAACCCCUCUGUCCUUUUUCAUACAAACAGGAUGGUGUUCAGUCUGACCAUUUCAGACUCUCUUGUGUUUAUAUGAAUUUGUACUGCAUGUCAUUUUAAGGUUUUAUAUCUACAAUUCCAAGCUCUAUACUAACACCAAAUCUGUGCUUUUUCAGUAUCUCAUAGUUGGAAACAAAAUGUCAUGUUUAAAGAACUUAAAGAAAUCGGAGUCAGUUCUGUGCUUAACUUUAGUGUAGUGGUUCGACACUUUCGAACAUUAUGUUUAGUAUGUGGUCAGGCAACUAAGAGGCAAACUUUAAGAUUUCACAAUGUCAAUAAGGAAAAUAUUCUACUCCUGAUCCCCACAAAGAACUACUUAUAACUUUAAAACCUUUCCAGUGAGACAUAACUAGUAAACAAGAAACCUUCAGCAGUGAUUUCUUAAUCUUUAAACAGAGCAUUGAAAGGGUUUAUCCUUUGUUCAGAGUCUUUAUGCUAAUCUUGGCUGACUGGCUCACUGUAGCUUUGUAUAAAGCAGAGUUGCAUCACGUUAAAUACUUUUUAUCAAACUAAUUCUCGAUCACAGAGAAAUCACAACAGAACUGUUAUGGGAAAAAUCAAUCAGAGAGCUGAAGGAUCAUCUCUGACCACUGUUUCCAUGUACAGAUGCGCCGAAGGAUCUGAGCAGAAAGGUUGAAGACGACACGGUCAUCUUCACUGAUGUCCAGAUCGGGUCAAGCGCCGUCUACCAGUGUAAUGUUUCCAACCCUUACGGCUACCUCCUGUCCAACGCCUUUGUCAAUGUGCUCUGUAAGUUCAUUACCCAGGCUCCAUUUUUAUCCACAGCGCUGUUUUAUCAUUCCUAUCGAUUUUUGGGGUCUAAUAACACAGCAAUAAUGGCUCCUGUCUCACUGCAGCUGAGCCGCCCAGAGUGCUGACUCAAGCCAACAAAGUCUACCAGGUCAUCAAAAACCACAGAGCUCUGAUCGACUGCGCCUCCUUUGGCUCACCCAUCCCAAAAAUUACCUGGUGAGUUAAUGAACUUUUAAUGAGGGACACUGAUGAAUUAUGUUCCUUUACAAGCAGCUGCCUCUCUGUCCCAGGUUCAAAGACAGUCGGGCAAGUACCCUGGAUGGGGAUCCUUACAUCUUCCAUGACAACGGCACUUUAGAGAUCCACACAGCUCAAGCACACAACGGCGGCAAGUACACCUGCGUGGCCAGGAACUUGCUGGGGAAAGAAGAGAACCAUGUUAUCCUGGAGAUCAAAGGUGAGAGUGAAUCUGGGAAGGUUAUGUUAUCCUUGAAUUAACACACAGAACCAGUGCAGUGUUAUCGUCAUAAUCAGUUUAAUAAAUGAUGCUCUCAUUGGUGAAAAUAGUAGUUAUGAACCAGUGAAUUCAAUUUGUAUUCAAUGACAGGUAUCAUAAAAAAUUGAAUCAUGCUGCGUUCAAGUUACCUCGGAAGUCAGAUGUCCGAGCUGGGAAUGACGUCACACCCGAGUUACCAGUAUUUCAGUUACCAAGUCAGAAAAAAGCAAAUCGGAGGGUUAUAAUAAUAUUUGUACUACUUUUUGUACUAACUUUCGUAGAUGUAGUCAUCUUGUUUUCGCCUCGGAUUUUGCUUUUUUCUGACAUGGUAACUGAAACGCUGGUAACUCGGGUGUGAUGUCGUUCCCAGCUCAGACAUUUGACUUCUGAGGUAACUCGAAUGCAGGAUCAAUUCGUUUUAAACUGACCUUUAAUUCUACUUUUCAGAACCCACCCGGAUCCUGAAGCAGCCGGAGUAUAAGGUGGUCCAGAGAGGCCGCUCUGCUGUGUUUCACUGUAAAGUGAAACACGACCCCACUCUCGUCCCUACAAUGACGUGGCUUAAAGACGACGGAGAGCUGCCUGAUGAUGAGAGGUCAGAGCUGCGUGGACACAUCCCAGAUCUUAGAGCAUUCACGCUUGUUUACUGUGUCAUUAGCCAACUAGGGCUGGGCGAUAUGGCUUUAAAUCAAUAUCACGAUAUAUUGAGCAGUUCACCUGGAUAACGAUAAAUGGACGAUAAACUACUCCACCAGCUGCUCACCCCCUCCCACAUUAACUUUGUCUACUUCAGACGCCACUACAGCCGCUACAACUUUUGAACCGUCCUUUAUCUCCUUACCUGUCUUUCCCUCUUUGUUACAAACUGGAUGGGGUGGAGUCACGUCUCUGAUGUAGGACAGCAUCUUAAAGGGACAUGAGACCAUAGCCUACCUACACACAUCCAAAACCAACUUUUAUUUAUUCAUUUUUUGACACCAAAUAUAUUGACAUGGGCAAAAUGACGUCCGUUAUCGUAAAUUUCUGUAUUGGUACAUUUUCCGUUUGUCGCCCAGACCUACUGCCAACACUGCAUUAGCUACUUUACAGUAAUUCACACAGCGCUUUUUAUGAGUAUGUGGUUCUUUCUAUUUCUUCUUGUGUUCUGGGUACAACCAGGGUAUCAGCUAAAAUGUGUUUUAUUUGCAGAUUUAUUGUAGACUCGGACAGCCUCACCAUCACUCAGGUGACAGAGAUCGAUGCGGGCGUGUACACCUGCAUCAUGAACACCACCUUGGACCAUGAUUCAGCCAGCGCUGAGCUCACUGUUGUCGGUACGUUUAUCUCCAGAGAAGCUCAAUUUCACUGACUCGUAAAACAAGCUCACAAAUUAUUAAAGGUCUUCCCAGGAAAGUGAAACGGCCGAUAACUCACAGAUCAGAUUUCCUGUCGGUACUUGAAGGUUAAUUGCCUCAGACUUGCUUUAAAAGCUGAUUUAGUCAGCUUUUGUGUCAGAAGCAUGAAUAUUUGAUCGUUACCGUCUUCACAAGCCAGAUAAUCUUCUUUGUUUUCUUACGGAUGACUGACCACUACACUCCUUGUUUUACUCCCGCCUUCCUACCUGGCAGAAGCCACACCGACACCAGCUGUUGUCAUCGGUAAAUCUGCAGAGCACAUGAGCACUCAGCUGUGCUCCGAGACAUGGACAUGUGUGUCUGUUGAAUGUUCUUGUAAAGUGGAGCAUGCUGUGGCCUUGUUUCUGUCAAUCACAGAGCCUUUUAUUUGAGUUUACCAGCCUAUGUCAGGUUUAUUUUGAGAGCGGUUUUAUACCUCAUUUUGUUUUCAGGAGUUUAGUUGAAGCAUGAGCACAUUUAACAAAUGAUGUAAAAGAAAACUGUUAAGCAAGGGGGUAGGUAAGUGAUUCCCCCUCACGCUUGAAAGCAAAGGUAAUCUGUAAACAUCACCUCAUCGCAGCACUUUGGAUCCAUUCAAAUUCACAUUUUCCUCAUCACUCAUUUAUUCAAAGCAUGCGUUCCACUUGAUCAUUACAAUUCCAAAACAUGAGCUUCAAUUUAGCUUCUCUAGUGAGCCUGAGACUUGAUUUCAUGCAGGGUGAUUAUGGAAGAUGCCCAUUUGAGAAUCAGUCAUUUCAUAUGCAUGAUGCGGUGUCUGCAUGCGUCUCAUCGAGCCAAAAACAUUACAGAGCAGGAAUGUAAAAAAGGAGGAGAGGGACAGAAGGAUUGCUCUUUAUGAUUUUUCUCCAUGGAUGACCGGGAAUGUCCUUUUUAAAAUAUUUUUGUUGAACAUCUUGUGGCAUGAACCCGUCAUAUCCUGUAAAUGUAUCUUUGUGUUGAUAUCGCUGCCCGUUCUGUGUCUCCUUCAGAGCGACCCGACCCCCCAACUGACCUCGAGCUGACAGACCAGAAAAAGAGGAGCGUGCAGCUUACUUGGAUUUCUGGAGAUGAUCAUAACAGUCCUAUUACGAGUAUGUCUUAUGUGUGUGUGUGUGCAUGUGCAUUAUGGGAAUUGUAGGAUCCAGUGUUUUGAGAUUAGAGCCAGACAAGAAGUAAAGAGUUUGGAGGGAAUCUCAAACCCAUCUCUUCUGUGUUUGAUAUCUUUUUGCAGUCUGUCUCUUAGAGUUUACCCCUAAAUUUUGAAAGUGCAUAAACAUUACAGCUGUGAUUGCCCUUUAAAUUAGACUUCAGACAGGCCUCCUCUUUGCCUGUUUUUAAAUCCCGUCUUAAGACCCACCUCUUCUCCUUGGAUUUUAACACCCACUAAGAGGUUGACUUCAUUUAUUUUAUUUUAUUGAUUUUAUUUAUUGUAUUUAUUUUUAUUUGAUUCUACUGUGUUUUAUCUCAUUUUAAUUUUACCUUAUCAACUGUGCUUCCGUUGUGUUAUUUAUUGUAUUUUUAUCUCGCUGUGCAGCACUUUGGAAACCUUGCGUUUGCUUAAAUCGUCAUCAUCUUUGUCGUCGUGGUUGUCAUAGCAGCUUCAGGAGUGAAGCCCAGACGGCUCUCACCCCACCCCAGCCACUUACACCAGCUCCUCCGGGGGGAUUCCCAGGUGCUCCCAGGCCAGGCGAGAGAUAUAAUCCCUCCACCUGGUCCUGGGCCGGCCACGAGGUCUCCUCCCGGUGGGACAUGUCUGGAACACCUCUAACGGGAGGCGUCCAGAAGGCAUCCUAACCAGAUGCCCGAGCCACCUCAGCUGACUCCUCUCGAUGUGGAGGAGCAGCGGUUCUACUCUGAGCGCCUCCCGAGUGUCCGAGCUCCUUACCCUGUCUCUAAGGCUGAGUCCGGCCAUCCUGCGUAGGGUUCUUUCGGUCAUUACCUAAAGUUCAUGGCCAUAGGUGAGGAACUUGGCCAUGAACUUUGAGUAAUGACCAUCUGCUUAAAUCAUGCUAUAUAAGUAAAAUGGAUUAGAUUGGAUUGGAUUAAAUUAUGUUUUUUUUUUCACCUUUGGGUGACCUCUGAAAGCCGACUGACACUUUUUAAAAUAAUCUAUAUGCAAAACUGUCCCUGCGGUAAAAUCAAGUCUGUAAUAAAGUUUGAAAAUAGUAAGCAGCGAAAAAGUUUCCCCCUUGAGGUCAGCAUGAAAUUAUUUACAACAACAAAUCAAUGUUUGAACAGCGUAAAGACACAGAAAAUCCAUAUAAAUGUCUCCCAACAUUCAGUGCAGCCCACUCUAGUUGUCGAUCUCUUAUUAGUAUUCGCCGUCUGAUUCAGACACUCAUCCUCCCGCAAACAUUUCCCUUACCCGUCAAAGCACAGCUGGAGGGCAGAUUAAGACAUAUUUUAGCCAAACUUCUUUCUUUUUGAGUUUUCUUAAGGGCAUUUGUUCCUCCAGCUAUGCAAAUAAACGAUCAAGAUGUUAGCUCUCAUAAUAAAUGCAUUUUUCUUUUGUUUUUGCACAGAGUUCCUGAUCCAGUAUGAAGACUCACUGCACCACAGAGGUCACUGGCAUAAUCUCACAGAGGUCCCUGGAACCAGGACAACAGCUCACCUCAAACUGUCACCCUACGCCCACUACACAUUCAGAGUCCUUGCCCUCAAUGCUGUGGAUUACAGCCUACCCAGUUUCCCCUCCAGGGUGUUCAAGACAGAACCUGCAGGUAUAGACUGUUCAUAGAGGAAUAAUAAGGAGCAAUAUUAGCUUUUUUUAAUAAGAAAGGGAUGGUUUUACAAGCAAACAUAUUACACUAAAAUAUUAUUUGCAUUAGAGUGUCUUGAAUGCUUCAUCUAAAUUGGAAAUCUGUGUAUUUAUCUGAGCCUCGGUGAAAGAUUUUCUUCUUUAUUAUUUUUCUUUUAGCUCCAGACGAGAACCCAACAGGUGUCCAGGGAUUUGGGACAGAACGUGAUAAUCUUGUAAUCUCAUGGAAGGUAAUAAAGUUUCACAAAGCUAUCUGUUUUUAAUAUCCGGGAGAAUUUAGUGCAGCCAAGGGUGAACCAUGAAACAUGACAAAGUUUUUACUGUGAAGCAGGUUUCAUUUUGUGUCUCUUUCUGUUCUCUCUUUCCUGACAACCACAUGAGAUUGUGCUUUCUCUUAUUUUUCUUAAAAGUAAAGUAGUGAAAAAAAUAAAGAUGCAUUCAAAACGCUCUCCUCUGCAGCCGCUGACGGGCCUCCAGUCCAACGGUCCGGGGCUUCACUACAGAGUGAUGUGGAGGCAGAAGGCAGUAAACAGCGACUGGAACUCAGCGACUGUGGCGAACACCUCCAAGUUCGUUGUGUCUGGAACGCCCACAUUUGUUCCAUAUGAGAUUAAAGUUCAGGCUGUGAAUGACUACGGAGCAGCUGCCGAGCCUGCUAUCUCCCAUGGGUUCUCUGGGGAGGACUGUGAGUUACACUGACCCCUCAAGACCCUAACUGCGUUUCCUGGUAAAUAUUUUGUAUUUACUCUUUUUCUUGUGUGUUCAUUUGUUGUUUUUCGCUUUCCCUGCUGUUCAGUGCCAGCAGAGGCUCCAGACAACGUGCAAGCCGUGGUGGUGAACAGCACUCUGGCUGAGGUACACUGGGACCCCGUGCCCUCUAAGGAAAUACGUGGACAUCUAAAGGGAUACAAGGUACAACGCAAGAGAUAUGUGACUUUAACACUAAUCCUCACAAUGACUUGCCAAUCCUCGUAUUAUAACUGUGAACAAACUGCGGGUUGUAGGUGUACUACUGGAGAGAGCGCAGCCUCCACAAACACAACCCUCACCACGUGGAGAAGCAGAUCCUGACCUUCAGCGGGAACCACAGCCACGGCAAGCUGCCCGGCCUGCACCCCUACAGCCUCUACUCAUUUAACGUCAGGAUUUUUAACGGCAAGGGGGAGGGGCCCCCAAGUACCACACAGCAGUUUGAGACACCUGAAGGAGGUAGGUUCAGGAAUACAUGACUACACACUGAAACUUAAGCACCACAUCUGUUAAAAGAUUGUCCUGAUUGUGAUUUCACAACAUCUCUAGUUUAGGAUCCAUUUCUUUUUGGACCCCUUAAAUGGUUAAUACUGUAGAAAAGCAAGGAUCAUUAGUGCAGAUCGUAAGUUACAGCAGCAGGAGCUCAAAUGUUUCUGGAUUUUAAGUACUUUGCUUGGAGGAAUGUUUGUCACUAUCAUAGUUUAUCAAUAAAAAAAAAAAACAUCUGGUCAUAAAUUAUUCAUCUUCCUCUCAAAAUAUCUUGAAUUUAUGAAUAUGAAAACAUUGAUCAAGUGGCUUUUAUUCCUCUAAAAACUUAUUCUCUGUUAAGGCCCAAGGUUUUCAGACUCUAACUGGUUUUAGGUAGAUAUCACGCACAACUGGCCUCUUGCUUUGGUUUCACAAAAAAAGCUCGCAACGAUGUAACCCCUGUUUUUAUUGGAGCAGAGACGAAGUAAUUUUAUUCGGAAAAAGAAUUAAAUACAGUCUUUACUGUGUCAAACAUUCUGCUGAAAUUAUUCUGCACCAUAGAGGUCGGCAACCAAAUGUGACUAGGGGUGUCCCGAUACAACUUUAUUUUUUACCUCCGAUACAAAAACAAUAUUGUAGCCGUCAGUAUUGUCCGAUACCGAUAUUGAUCCGAUAUUGGCACAAUAUUGCGCUCAGCUGCAACGUCUUUUUCGGACUGUAAUGAAAAAUACUGCCACACGGCCGACAUCUUUUUUACUCCUUGGUACUUUGUUAGUACCUCAGUACACACUGUUAUUGUGAUUACUUGGGCUCUACAUGCUGGAUCCAGGUGCUGCUAAAUAGCGGUACUGGAGCGGAGUCUUGGAUGGACUGCUUGUAUCAGAGUGCUGAUAUUGGGCAUUUUAUAUGCAGGCCGAUAUAAUCCGAUAUUCGAAUUUUUGCUGAUACCAGACCCGGAUAUCCAAUAUCAGUAUCGUAUCGGGACACCCCUAAAUGUGACCACAAGCAAAACAGAACCAAACACACGCACAUCCUGCAAAUCAGCGUAGAUUAAGUCCAGAUAUCUUCACAAACUCUUUUUCGAAACAUAAUCUUGUAAGUUUUCACUGACGGUCUUGUUUUCCCUCAGUGCCCGGGGCUCCUACUUCCCUGUUAGUCACCAACACAGACCUGGACUCUUUGACCCUUGAGUGGAGUCCCCCUCAUGUCCGUAAUGGACGCAUCACUGGAUAUACUCUCAAGUACCAGCUCGGUGAGGCUUUUGUUCUUUCUUUUCUGCCACACACAAAUCUGAGCUUGUAGACUUUUAGACUUGCAGACUCACGAAUGUUGCCUCCCUUCACGUAGUUUGUAGUUUUCUUUGUCCUCUUUUUUUCUGCUCUUUUUCUUUCCUUUAGUAUCAGAUGAUAAAAUAGAAAGGAUAGCAUGAAAUAAGUAGCGCAAGAACAUUAAAAGAAAGUAAUUUUGCCACAUUACAGCACAAAUUAACAAGUCAACUUUUGUCACUCUCGCUUUCUGUUCCUGAACCCCUCACCUCCAAAUACUUUCACUCCCACCUUUGUCAUCAUUUACACUCCAACCCCAUCUACACCCCCUCCUCCUCCUCAUCCCUUACCUUACCUCACUGCUUUUACACUUCCAUCCUCAUCCCGUUAUCCUCAUCAUAUCAUCCAUCAUCCUCCACCCCUGUAGUCAAUAACUCCAAUGAGCUGGGCCCAGUGGAGGAGCUGGCCCUGCCCGCCAAUGAGACCUCAGUCACUUUGUCCAACCUCAGGCACAGCACACGCUACAAGUUUUAUUUGAAUGCCAAAACAGACAGGGGAGCAGGCCCCGCCAUUUCUCAGGAAACUGUCACCAUCAUGGACGAAGGUAAGUCAGCAAAAACAGACUACUGAAUAUUUUUGUUUCUUCCUCUGGGAGGCUAAAUGAUCGUUCAGGCUGGUUCUGAUGAACUAAUUUUACAACUCAGGUUACAGGAGUUGUACAUUUGCUUAAUCCAUGGGUGAUGUGUAAUGUGUGAAGUCCAUUCAGAAUCAAAAACACUUGACUCAGCUCUCACAUAGACCAGGAGGGGGUACCACAAAGAGAAAUCAGAGUGUACACUGGGUCAGUUUUAGUGCCACAGGCUGGCUCUCUGUUAACCUGACUCAACUUAUAAAAUGGUCAGUGCAGGUUUUACGUAGAGUUACUUGUUCUUUUUUUAUGAGAGACAUUGAAUGACUCUCUAAAGGCUCCCCUUACAUGUAAGCAUCCACAGAGCCUGAGCCUCAAAGUUUGUAUUUAGAGGAAAUGUUAAUUAGAAACUUUGUGAUACCUGAUAUCUCUAAUGGAGCUUCAAACUCUGUGGAGUCAGCUCAGUCAGCUGGUAAUGUUGAGCACUUCAUAGUUUAGCCAGAUGUUAUCACAUUUUUACCUUGAUGGCUUUCAUUGUUACAGUUGAUGGGUUAAGAUGAAAUUUUAAUGUUCUUUUAAUGAAUGGAAAGUAUAAUUUAAAGCAGGAGUAUAUUGUAGUGUUUUCGUGGUAUACACUUUACUGAUUAACUAUUUAAGAGAGCUGUGUUGGUGCAGUGUUUUUAAUUUGGAUGGACUGUAGCUCAUCCUGGUUGUAUAUUUCUUUGAAUGCAGUCUCAAAGCCAGAAAUUCUAUGUUUGCUCCAUCCAUCAAAUUUGAGGUUUUUAAUCAUGUUCAGCUUUGUGUAAAAAAAAAAAAAAGGUAGGAAAAGAUCACUAGAAAUAACCACUAAGGCUUUUUAGUGAGUUAAGGCGGUUUUGGUACAAACUAAUGAACAUUUGUUCAUUACAGCUUGUAAAAAAUGCAAAAAUGUGCUGCGUAUGUCUGUUUUAUUUCAAAGUUAGUUGCAGCUUACUCUGAUGAAAUAAAACAAUGUGAAGAGCUCACUCACUCCAUGCUAUGACAACUAUGAUGCUAUUUACUGACAUUAUGAUUGAUUAAUUACAUAAAUAUUCAAUGACUUACUUCAUAAUUGUAAUAAUUGUUUGUCACAGACCUCCUGCUGUUAUUAUCAUUGUUGUGUUUUUGUUCUUGACAUGCUCCUUCUGUGUCUUAAGUGUACGCUGCACACUCUCCCAUAAUAUGGUCUUAUUUAUUUAGAAUAAUAUGAUGUUUCUGAGAUCCUCAUCCUCGUCCUUAUUUGUGAAACAUGAGUGUGAUCCAGUUGCAUUGUUACACAAGGUGACUGGAGCAGUUAUAAAACCUCAGACCAAUCAUCUCUGACAUUACACAGCGUGACCACAUGAAUGUCUUAAUGUUACAUAAAGUGACUCAGAUGAGGAGGGGAGGUUUAUCCCAAAGUGACCCCUGUCCGGUUGUUUCUCUGUGUCCCGUUUCUCUCUAUAAGCUCUUAUAUCACAGCUUGACGUAGAUGUGGGCACCGGUGCUGGUGGUAUCUACACUGAUGCAUGUUUUUAAAGAUUCAGCCAUAACUUCAAACCCGAGCAUGCACUCCUUGUCUUUAAGCAAUUUCCCCUCGUCUCUAUCAAGCUCUGCGGCCCACCUGAGUUCAAAGCUAUAAAGGGUUCAAAGGCGCUCAGAUAAAGAUGCUGUGUGACGUCUGCCUUUUUAAUGCCAUGUGAUAAAAGUAGACGAGUCUUUUCAAAGCUCUCGUCUGCUUCUUUUCUUCCCUUUUUUUUUUUUUAUUUGGACUGUGCCUUUGGCGACUUUGACCCUGCUUCCCGCUGCAUGGCGAGAGUUUGCCAAGCAUGCCAAUGCACUGUGACUUCAGUGCCAGUGGUGUCCUUGCGUGUGUCAAGUGUUUGCGUUUCUAUUGUGUGUCUUGUGUUUUAUGUGUGAGUGUGCGUGGGUGCCGUCUUUACCCUCUCCGUGUUGUUUGCAGGAAACUCCCAAACCUCUCAUCCCAUUGCACGGUCUCCUCUUCACCAUCCCCACAACAAUGGUACAGAUACUGCUGCGAUGAUAGCUCACUAAAUGCCUGAUUUGUGACAUUGUUAGCUUUGUGUAUUCCUUUGCUGGAUGGCAUAGUUUUCCCAUUUGUGUUGCUAUUGUGUAAAGCUAUGAGGCUCUAGACUCUGAUGCUAAGACAAUUAAAUGGGAAUGUAAUUUAAUCAAAGGAAUUGAUUGCAAGUUAUUGGAUUGUCCUUUGCCCAACAGAUCAAUCUUGAUGGUUGUCUUUUCUCUCAUGUGCUUAGUGCUGCCUGUGAGUCCUUUUGGGAACAUUAGCCAGUCGCCGGUAGAGAACGGGGCUCUGAUCAGUUGGGAGUUCUGGGGGCCGGAGAAAAACGUUUAUGUAGAAUACAAAUUAAAGAACAGUAAGCACAGCAACACACCUUUGUUUCUGCUAGUUUCUCACGCAGGUGGCAGGAGACUCCAUUACAUAAUUAGCUUGUGCAGGUGAAUUGAAAUAUUGGCAGUCGUGUCGAUGCUGGGUCCUGCCAACAUGGACCCAGAUGUGAUAAACAAAGCUGUCUCUGAUUGGAUUGCUAAUUUCCAAGUCCUGUAAUUGACUGAAGUUUCGUGCAUCCCCUUUGGAAACCCCCAUGAAUCUUCUAUAGAGAAACUUUCCUGUACAAAAACGUAACAAAAACUCUUCUGAUAUCCACUGAUUGUGACAGAAGGUCUCUCUAUUGUUUCUAUCCACCUGCAGUGAGAAUGAAAAACACUGUGAUGUUGUAGAAAUACUCUCUCACAUCUACUGUUUAAUAGAUUCAAAUAGGAAAUAUCAUAAUCGUAGAUCCCAGUCAUUAGAAAAUGUCUUCAUCAAACACAUAAUCUUGUCAUCAGCUGAGUACUCAUCACAGACUUGGCCUCUACAGUGGCCCUGAAAGAUCAGCAACUGCAACUGAAGAAAACACAAAAAGGCACCGAACAAAAACGAUCGAAGCUCCUGGAAAGAACUUUUGAUUUAAGACCAGCUACAAACUCUUCACAGGAGCUUUAAAGAACAAGUUUUUCUCAGAUAAGAAAAAAAGGCAUAAAUAUUUGUGUUUUUAAACUACACAUUCACAAACUUGCAGUUACACAUUGAUGUGUAGCAAGUACAUUAACGUUGUUGAUUAGCUUUGUUUGGCAUGUCAAUGUGCUAGAACUGCCUAUAAACAACAAACACAAAGUAGGCCACGAUUAAUGCUUGUGAGGUUGUCAGUAUUUGUGCAAAAUGCUGUUAGCACUAGCAUCAAUAAUCCAAAGGAACCAAAUGUCAGUUUGGACCAGUUUCAUCAAAAGGCAUUAGGAACAGCUGAGCUUGACUUUUGUGUCCUGCCUGAACUAGCACCAUGCUAAAUUUCAUAGCAGCCCAUCCAACAGGUAAAAAAAUGUGACUGAAGGCUUCUUAUUCUAUGGUGCAACACGAAAAGUCAGAGAAGCCUUUAAAUGAUGUAAAUUCAUCAUUUAACCAACAAUAAUGUCAAUCCAAUAUCACCAUUGGUAGACAGAUGCACUAAUGUAGUUGCCAAAGAGCCAUAACAGUAGCAUGGCUAUUAAAAAUGCUUCAAUUUAAGUCAACUACAGAAGUAAGUUGUCCAAAGGAUGGCGAACGUAGCCCUAGUCAUCCCUUUUUUGGUUCAACUUAAUCUUUGUCGUGUGCCUUCUCAGUUGCUGCUCAGUUUCAAGAUCACAGAGCUUUCAGAGCCACCAUAGAGAUCCUAUAAUAGACUUAACUCUUUGUAAGUCCAUCAGUUUCAUCCAUUUAAUUUCAAAUUGAAUACGGACCUGCAGUGUAAUCCCAUGUCAGUAGAUGUCAUUUUCAAGUAAUUAGUUCCCAUCAUACGCUGAUCUCCAUGACCCAUUUGAACGUGUGUCUGCUCCCUCCAACGUACCUCUCUCCAUGAACGUCCGUCUUGCAGGUGAAGGUGAAGAGGAGUGGCAGAGAAGGCUCGUGAAUGGCUCUCAGAACUUUGUGCUGAGUGACUUAAAGGUGGGGCUUCCCUAUAAAGUGCGUUUGGUGACCACAGGUCACCACGACCAGCCGCUCCUCCACUCUCAGGAGAUUUUUGUCACGGUCCCAGGUGAGGCAGCUGGCCUUGCCUUGAAUUGUAUUGUGUGUAGAGUAUGUUGUAGAUUGUGGCGUUGUGUAGUCGUAAACCAGUCGAGCAUGGGUUUUAACAGACAUGUUGUGAUUGUUCUGUUCUGCAGGCAUGAUCUGUAGUGGUAGACAGUGAUUAGCAGCGUGCAUGACAGUGUGGUUGAAUUUCAGUUUGUUUUGAUUCAGUCCUGUAGAUUGGUAAUUAGAAAAAGUGGAUAUCAUUCUCAUUUAGACAUCAAAAACAUGUUUAGUGUUUUAAUAUCCAACCUAAUAUCUCCCACAGUAGACCAGUGUGUUCGGUGUGUCUGUGUUCGUGUGUGUCUGUUUGUCUUUGUGUGCGCUUGUGAGAGCAGUAUUGAUUCCUAAAUUGUCUACUAAUGUGCUAUCAAUAAUGCAUUCAAGUCACCAUUAGCUUGACACAGCAGAUUUCUAACUCGUCUAAUGUGAAAGUUGUCUUUCAGUAACAAUAAGCAAAUGUGAUCCACUCAUGAGCUGAACUCUCUAACAAGCCCACUAAAAGAACUACCCUUCACUUCUUCUUACAUGUUUGUUUUGACUCAUAGACAACUGUUCCUCCACAGCACAGGUGUAAGAUCAUCCAGUUAUAAACCUUGUGUAAAUAUUGCUCUCUCUUUCUCGUUCUCUCUCUCUCUCUCUUUCUUCUUGCCAGCUGUUGCGAGCAGACAGGUGGACAUCGCCACUCAGGGAUGGUUUAUUGGGCUGAUGUGUGCCAUUGCUCUGCUCAUCCUGAUUCUUCUUAUUAUCUGUUUCAUCCAGAGGAAUAAGGGAGGCAAAUACCCCGGUGAGUAAGACAAGCACAUGUCAGCACGGGCAUGCUGUGCAUAUACUCUCCUAAACCAUCAUGCAUGGAUACAAGCCCACAGUUACAUGCUUAUCAUGCCAAUAUUAAAGCUCCUGUGAGGAACUCUUAGUUUGUUUCAACUUUGGCGCCCCCUAUCUUGUCUUUUAUAUUAGGGAUGGACCGAAUGGGAAAAUCUUGGCUGAAACUGAAUACCGAAUAUUAGAAACACUUGGCCGAAUAACCGAAUACUGAAUAGCCGAAUAUGAUUAAUAAAUAUGUAUAUAAAUUAUGAAUUUUUAUCACCAAGCAAUUUUUGUACAAUUGCUGUCAUUGCCAUACAUUUGUUUUAAAGCUACCUGAUUAUGGCAAAACCUGGCAAACUUAAAUAUUAAUCACUUUAUGUUUGAACCAUGAAACAUUUAUUCAGCUUCAGCACAUGACAUAACAAUGCUAUAACAAUAACAUUCAAUAAAAUAAAAUUAAGUAAAUAACAUCUUUGCAAUAACAAUACAAAAAAAGUGCAAUUUUCCCUGUAGGAUAGCCUAAAGUAAAUAAAAUAAAAUGCACACAUGCAAAAUAAAUAAAAUAAAUGCAGGUACGUGCAUGCAUAUACAUGAUUGUGCAACAGUAAACACAAAUCCAGGCCUGAGGCCUUCAACAAUAAAUGCACUUACAUGCAUGCACAUACGAUUGUGCAAACUUUUGUGCAGUGAGUUUCUUAAACUCGUCAUGUUUGUCCUUAUGUUUAGCGCUCAAGUGGUUGAUUAGCCCCGAUGUACUGAAAGUUUUUGCCGUCACACCACCUCGAGACACUUCAGCAGAGCAGAGUUUACAAAUUGCCAUCAGACCAUCUUUCUCUGAUAUGUCGAAAUAUUUCCAAACCGCAGACAUGCCGGUUGAACGGCUUCGAGCCAAGACAGCUGCACGUAUCGUGUGCGUCGUAUCAGCAUGCCGGUGUUGUGCCGUAGAAUGCACCCCUGACGGGAGCGCGGUUGAAAAAUAUAAUGUAUGCCAGCUUGACAGUUUACUGUACAGUUUAUAUACCCAAGCACACCUCCGUAUGUGCAUUUUUGAGACAGAUAAAAUCAGAACGAAAGUUGUAACGAUCAAAUAGUCGUGUUUUUUAAAAUAUGAGAUCAUUUUCUUCCACUUUAAGAAGCUAACGAGUGGAUGGGAGGCAGGGGGUGCAUUCUACAGCGGGGGUGCUUGCUACGGCACAACACCGGCUUGCCUCUUGUCGCGUUCCGAUGACGUCAUCAACAUGCUACUAAAACAGGGAAAACAGCGCCGUCUGCGUUUUCCGUUUUUGAGAGUUCAUUCUAGACAUGUUUAUCCACACUAUUCGGUAAUUUUUUUCGGCCAUAACAUCUAUUCGGCCGAAAACCGAAAAUUCAUUUUUGAUGCUUUUCGGCCGAAUAUUCGGACCCAUCCCUAUUUUAUAUGCUUAGGUGGUAUCUUGAGACAAAAAAACAAUGUAUUCUGCUGACUUCUGACAGUAAAGUGUGUAAGUUAGUGUAAAGAUUCUAUAUAGAAAUGUAAAAAAAAAAAACAUGGUUGUUUCCUCAGCUGACAUCUACCUCUUCGCUCUGGUUUCAGGCACUAAAAAUUAAAAUCUCAAAAUAGCCAACCAUGUUGCUGAUGGUUUUGUUUGUUUUUGACUAUUAUAAAAGGGCACCAAUAUAAUUUUUAGCCUGUUUCAUAAAUAACAAAAAAACUCUCACAUGAGCUUUAAUUACAUGUAAUAGGAUUCGAGGAUUAUCUGUUUUGGCCUUGAGCUUAUUUGAGUGAAGCAAUAAGUUAAAAGUUCUUAUCAAAAGAAGAAAUUAUCAAAUCAUACUUUUGAUUUUACAUCCUUAGCUUUUGCUUUUCUUUGUGCCAUUUAAGUGGAUGUUGUUUUUUUUUUGUGAUUUACAGACAAAUUUAUUUUAAUGAGCAGCGAAUGGGAACACAACCUAUUUUGAUCAAGGAUUGUAGUAAUAAACAACAGAGUCACAUUUAGUUAGUUACUACUAUAAAAAACGCAAAAAAAACCUCAUAAACUUAUACAACUUCAUUACUGAUAAACUUUACAACCGUAUCUUGCUUUACUUUACAAGCAGUAUGGUCUGAUUCCUUACCUUUCUCUCAUUAGUCAAAGAAAAGGAGGAUGCUCACACGGACCCAGAGUUCCAGCCCAUGAAAGACGAUGACUGUACUUUUGGGGAAUACAGGUGAGAGAAAGUGCUCUGGCCUCUCGAACCCCCAGAGCCCCCUUUUUUUACCCAUCAACCCUUGCCCCGUCCAUUCUUUCUGCUCAGAUCUGCUCUCUCUGGCUGGGCUGGAGCUCUGCACUCCCUCCCUCCUCUCAACCUUUACAGCUGACCAAUAACUGACCCAGGAUCACCAAUAACAGAAAUACGACUCAAUAUAAAGGAGAAGUGCCACUCACCUGGACUUCUACCACCCUGAAGCACAAGAUUUUUUUUUCUCCUGGGGUCUGGGAAUCCUGGAUGCCACUUGUGUUGGACUGUUACUGUGUGUUUGCCCAAUAUGACAUUGUGGUGUCAUUUGAGAGGCAGGAAUUUUUCGAGCUGGUUUGGAUGUUUUAAAAUAAGACUGUCAGGAAAAAAUAUAUAAGCUAGAUUCAUUUGCAACACUUUCAAACUAACCCAAGCAUCAAAACCCGUUCAAAAUAAUAAGCUACACAUAGAUCCUGUGUACAGUACUCAUAGUAUUAACACUUUGCCUGGUGUAUUGCUACUGAUUUUCACAACUUUCAUAGGCCUGGAAUAGACUGAAAUUACCAUUAUUGUUAACUUGAAGCAUUUAUCCAGCUGAGCUUGUUAGCAUCCUCCCUCUAGGCUGCUUCUCCAAUCGCACGCAGAAAAAAAAGCACUUUACUUCUGUAUAGUUCGCAUUUUUGAAUUGUUUUUACAGGUCAAUUUAUAAAAUGUCUUGGUUUUAUAUUUUGUAUUCCUUUUUGUAUUAUGUAUACAUAAAUCUGCUCUAUGGAUUUUAUUCUGAGACAAACACAUAUCGAUAUAUAUCUAUAUAAAAAUAUGUGAUAUGCAUGGUGUGAAAACCUGAUAUACCAGUAUAUGAAAAUUUGCUCUCUUGGCAAUAAUGUGUUAAAUGGUAUUAUUGUUUAUAUAGAGAUAUAUAGUAUAUAGAUGCAUAUGGAUAUAAUAAGAAAUUAUCAGCAUGUUUGAGGGAAGCAAUCAUCGUUGGACCAGGGCUGGUUAAUGCUGUUUACCACAGGCCCGUAGCCAUUCUUGAACAGUAAUAAUUCUCAAAGAAUAAGGCUGGUGAUGGUGUACAAUUUUAUUACAGUCAACUAAACCUUUUGAAGAGAACGAAAACAAUGACCUCUCCACUUCUGUUUAUGCUCCCUGUUUCAAGCCAAAGACUUUAAAAAAGGGGGGAAAAUUACGGCUAUCAUUUAAAAAAAAUGGGAAGCCAUAUAAUAUUCUUUAGUUUAAUUACUUAGAUAUAUGUUUUUGGGACUAUUUCCAAAUGUGGACUGGAUAAGGAUCAUGGGGUUGACCUAAAACCAAUCUGCAAACUCCCAUGUUACAUAAUGGAGCCUAUGUGGGGGUAAAAAAUUCUGCAGUUCUUUGAGUGUCCACCAGGGGAUAAUCCCAAAGUAAAAGAAACCCCAUUACAGCCUACAUUAAGAUGCGUAUAUUUACAUCAGAAUUUAACAUGUUUUUAUCCUGGUUUAAAAACAGUUUCAGUCUCUUUUUACUUCAAUUCUCGAUUGGCAACACUCCUGAGUGCCGUCUUUUAAAAACCACCAGUUAUACAAUAUAUGAGUCAUACAUUAUUACAAAUAUGGGGCUGAUUAAGCAAGUGGCUCAUACGACUGCCAGGUGGCAAAACAGGCAGCAUUUUCUCCUCUUUCCCAGUUUUAGCGUUCCCGAUAUGGCAACCCCCACCUCUAACUUUCAUUACCAUUCUAUAGAAGGAUGAAGCUGCUGUGAUGUUCAUGACACAGUCUGUGCUUCACUUCAAUGUCUAUUAUAAAAAAGAGCAUAUUGACCAGUUGAUGGUUUUCUCUUUGUCACAGAAUAAUAAUGUUUGGUGGCCUUUCAAGGCACAGUCAAUACUGUGAUGACUGUUUCUUUACUGAUUUGGAUCUUUUCAUUGGAUUUGUUGACAAGAUAAAAACUGUAGAUCAAUGCCAGGCUUAUUCUUUCAAAAUCGUGUUUGUUGAGGUAAAAUGAGAGAUCUAUUUACACUGCAGGGGAAUCUUUCAAACAGGCAUUGACUCAGACCACAGUAGACAAUAAAUCACAAGGCAAAGUGUACAUUUAUUCUAGUGCCUUUGUGAAAGUAUACUUUCUAUCCACGCUGUUUCAUUAAGCUCAGCUGGAAUCUUGCAGUAUGUCAAUAAAGGCAUCAGACAACUCAACUCAGCUGUUGUUGUGUGACUGCAGUAGCGCAAAAUCUAAGUACACACUAUAUCUGUGCAGCGCAGGGCAUAUACGCCUGUUAGUGUUACGGUUGUGUUAUGUGGGAUCUCGGCUGGAUCUCCUGACCUGAUGGCAGAGUGUAGGUCUCAGUAAGGUAAGGGUGUUCUGUAAAUCCAGCAUGUGAGGAGGGUCAGAGGAUAGUCGAGUCACUGUGGAGAAAAGUGCUCACUGUGUAAUCUUCCUGCUUUGUUUCACUGCUGUCAUCAAGUUUAACAUCUGGUCAUAAAGCCGUCAUCAUGUACCAUGCACAAGAAAGUCUUAUCUUCAGUUUUUACUGUGCUGGUUUUAUCCCUGAACUGCAUUUUUGCAUGCUGGUUAAUAUCUCCUCGAUACAGAUCUGAAUUUCAGCAUCAUGAUGGCUUUGUGAACUUAUCUCAUCAAUGUUCAACUCAUGUAUGUGGAAUGUUUUCCAAUAUCUGAUAUCCAAAGAAAACUUUCUUUGCAGAUUUUUCAUGCAUUUUGCCUUUAUCUGUGAUUAUUAUCAUGCUUGCUUUGGGGGGAUGUUUGGCUGAAACCUUGCUUUCCAAGUUGUAUUCACAUCACUGCCUUGAAUUUUUCUGUUGUUCAUCACAACCUCUGCCUUUGGCGGGAAACGCUUUUGUCAGACAACAUUUACCACUUCAUGUUUGGUUUCAGGGGGAAUUUGAACAGGGUAUCACUGCUUGAGCUUUAUUCCCCUGUUGCCUGAUGGAAACCAACUAAUCAUUCAUAGCUGCCGUUUUUUAGACAUGGAGCAAUUCAAAUUCAAAUUUGCCUCUUGUUCAGCAGGCACGGUUGUUAACUUGCACACAUUAAUGAAACUACUGAAUUUACAAAUUUGAAAAUUUAUGACUCAUUGACUGGAAAGAAAUUGAGUUUGAUUUGAAAGAAACUUAACCACUCACAGUUGAACUACGAGUAUUCUGCGGUAAAACAGAGGUGCUCCAUCUAAAAAAAAGUGAUCACUAAUCUCCUUGUUGCAUCUGUCACACCAUCUCACCUGUAACACCUGCAUGUUAUUUUCUCCUUCAGUGACAAUGAGGACCAUAAACCAUUAAAAGGGAGCCGCACGCCUUCUAAUGGGACAGUUAAGAGAGGCGACAGUGACGACAGUUUAGUUGACUACGGGGAAGGAGGAGACGGACAGUUCAACGAGGACGGCUCGUUUAUCGGACAGUAUAGUGGAAAGAGUGUCAGCAGGGACACCGCUGAGGGCCACGAGAGCUCAGAGGCCCCCUCCCCUAUAAACGCCAUGAACUCCUUGAACUCUUUUGUGUAGCCAGUCGGCCCUCUCAGACAUGAAUCACAACUGCUCGACCCUCGCAUCCCGACACUGCUUGGCUUUAUCCAACCCCCGAUGCAACACAUGACACAUAAGAUACACUCACCUCAUCAAAAGACUCUUUUUCUUUUUGAAACCUGUGUUCCUCACCGUUUGUGUACCAAGCAGCAUUCAGGAAGAAAGUAGGAAGUAGCUAAACCAGACAUUUGACUCAAACUGUGCAUGAAAUACCUGAUGUGACAUAAAUCCAUUUAUUGAUUAACAUUUUAAUAUUAACAAGUGUGGCAUUCUUACCACAGAUCUUACAUGGACUAUGCAGUGCUCAUCUGAACUCUAUUUGUUUUUGGUUAUUUUAUUAUCUACUAUGUUCAAAUAGUAAUCAUUGUCUACAGUAUAUGACAAUUACUCCAUGUGCUUCUUUCAAACACAGAGGCUUGUACAGAAAUCUGUAUUAACAAUGUAAUCCCUUCAUGUAUUUCAUGAGGCAGAUCAUGUGUAGUGUGUAAACAUAGAGAACAUCAGAAAACUGAUGUGAGGAGCAAAUCGCACAGCAUGAUUGACAUUGCCGCAUUGCUACAUCCUCAUCUGUCACCUCUCUGUUGAAUGAUCCAGCUGCACCUGUGAUGGAGGAAAACGCUGCAUGGCAUGUCACACAGCCUCCAUGACCUUUGCCCUGCAUGUAACCUCCUCUAAUUGAGUUUGACCCGAAGACCGCUAGUGAGGGCGCUCAGCUCGUCUCAGUCCCCCUCGGUGGGUCUUUGGAAGGUAGUGCCUUUUUGAAACAAUCCUGAAGUCUCUUUUCAUCAGAGUUCAGUGACUGGAACAGGUACGACGUCUCCUCCAAGGAUGGGGAAGAUAAGCUUAAGAAGAAGACUCUGUAAAGGGAGGAUAAUUCAUAUACUCCAGUCAUCUUAUUUUAAAAAAAUCCUCCCGAUGCCUUGAGACACAGGACUUGCAUUGUUUCCUUCAAGAAACUCAACACACACACACCCAGGAUCAGACUAAAGAAUUAUAAAAGUCAUUGUGUACAGUAUAUGAUUGUAUUACUGCAGUGUGUGGAUGAAUGGGCAUCUGUGAGUGUGUAGGUGUAUGCUUGUGUGUGAAUACUGUACAUUAUUCAGUUCCUAUUAUGUAAACAUUGUUCACUUGUACUAACCGCACUUGAGGGCCUUUUGGACGGGAUCAAGAUUUCUUUUUUUCUUAACUUGUAUCAAGUUUUUUUUUUUUUUAAAGAAGUAUAGAAAAUUUGUUGAAUUUGUAAAUACAUAAAUUGAUUGUACAGGGACAAGCAGCUUAUGCAGCAGCCUAAGAGGCAUUAUUGUGCAUGAUAUGGUUUAACCUGUUGAUAGGGCUGUAUUGAAUAUAGAGAACAUGUAGAGAAUAAAUAUAUAUAUCCAUUUUUUUCUUGCUGAGCACAGUGUACAUUGUACUGUAAGUAACUGGACAGAAAAUUGCAAACAGUGUAAAUCUGAGUUCUGAUUGUUGCCUGAUGUGCUUGUUAUUAACUUGCAUAAAGACAAAAUUAAUUCAUGCACAGAAUUAUAUUACUCUGAUUUUUAUUGGUUUUACAUGUUUCCAAUAUAUACUGCCAAAAUGAUGCUCUUUUCUGACAGUAUUGCAGUUGAUUUUGUAUUUAAGAAACAUAUUUGUACUAACAGAUUCUUUCUUUGUCUCUAUUUAAGUUUCUCCUUUUAGUGCAAGUACAGAAUUCAAGCUUCUUGAAAUAUAAUUAAUGAAUAAAUAAUUAUCUGCUUUCA